Molecule: messenger RNA, 76560 nt
Organism: Podarcis lilfordi (Lilford's wall lizard)
Lineage: Eukaryota; Metazoa; Chordata; Lepidosauria; Squamata; Lacertidae
Source: the annotation of a GenBank genome assembly
GGCGGCGCGAGCGGGCAGCAACCGCCGCAUCGGCUGCUUUCGUCAGAGGAGCGCGAGCGGGCCCCCCCCUUCCUCGGCGGGGGGCGGGGCUUCGGCGGCGGCGCGGGCGGCAUCCUCGCGAGCUGAGGCGACGACGAAGGAGCCCGUCGCCGGAGCCGAGCCGAGCCGCCGCGCCGAUGAACCGUUGCUGCCCCGCCGCCGCCGCCGCCGUGAGGAGAGCCGCGCGGCCGGGAGGGAUCCUGCUGCUGCUGCUGCUGCUGCUGCUGCUGCUCUUGCCGAAGGCGGAUGCCGCCCGCGCUGCUUCCUCGCCUUCGCCGCCGGCCCCGGGGCGCUGCGAGGCGGAGGCGGCGGACGUGGCCGGCGGCGGCGGCGGCAGAAGGGGAAGCGGAGGCGGAGCGGGUGGAGCGGCUUCUGCGGCUGCCUCCGACAGCCCGGCCCCGGGGACAGGUGAGAAGCAGCGGGUGAGGGAAGCCGCCGCGGGGUUGGAGCAUCCCCGCCGCCGCCGCCGCCGCCGCCGGAGGAGGAAACGGGGGAGCCGCCGAAGCUCCCUCAGCGCUGAGGGAGGGGAUCUUCGUUGCGGUUCCUCAGAGGCUCGCAGGAGCGAAGGCGCGUUGACGUCACGUGUGGAGCGGCGGACGCGUGUCUCGCUCCUCUCUCUCGCUGCGACGCGCGAAGUUGGCCCCGAGUUGGUGGCGCGGGGGCGGGGAUGCGGAUCUUCGGCGCCGGCAUCUCCUGCGGGUGAGGGAGGCGAAAGGAGCAAAAGACCAUUCAAUGCAGGGCACGGAAGGGAUCCCUCGGGUCUCGCCUCUGCUCCGGGAGGAGGGGGGGUGUCGGCGUCACGUGUGGAGCGGGAGACGCGUGUUUCGCGAGAGCGAGCUCUUGUUGGGGUGUGACGCGUGUAAAGUGGUCCUCAGUUGGGGAGGGAGAAGCCAAGGGGCGGGGGAGCUGCUGGUCUCUCCAAGGAUGGAGCUUUUUUGGGCGGGGGUGUGUGGAUCUUGGAGGUGGUAGGGAUCAGGGGAAGGGAAGAAAGCCUCCUAAAACCCGCCAUUCUCAACCUUGGGUCUUCAGAUGUUGUUUGUUUGCUUGUUGAUUCAUUGAAUUUAUAUACCGCUCUACAGCUGGAGGUCUCAGGGAUGUUCACAGAAAAGAUCACAAUAUAUAAAAUAAAAACAAAAACAAAAACACCCCUCCUAGCUGCCAGGAAGGGAGUUGUAGUCCCACAACAUCCAAGGACCAACAUCCAAGUAGUUGGGGGUUCUGGCUUGCAGUGAGGUGUGUGCAGGAUGAAAACUGGGAAGGCUUUUAGUGCUAGUUAUCGCUGAACUUAAGAUCUGACGUACCUUUGGAUGUGUAGGUGGGAGAAGUAGUGGCGUUUUACCCUAAGCGCUGCAUAAUAGGGAACACUUGACAGAGUUUGGUCAUUGGUAGUCCCCCCCCCCCCCGAAAUUAUUUUACUAAUUUUCCAGAUUAUUACCAAACCAAAUUACUUCAAUUUAAUACAAUUGCAUAAAAUCAAGUUUCCCGCUUCUGUUGCAAACAUAUGUCGAUCAUUUCCUCUCGUAGCCGCAUCAUCUCUUAUUUAAGAGACAUUUUUUCCUCCUUACAAACAGUGCCUGUGUUACAUCUUAGAAAUAUAAAAUCCAUUCACAUGUGUCCUUCAUAUACAUUGUUGUUUCAGUCCUGGCGUGCUGGGAGAAUUAAUUACUGUCUUCCAUUCUUCAGUUCUUUGCAGUGUUUGGUCACUGUUAUUAUUAUUGUUAAUUAUAUUUAUACAUCACUUUUUUCCUCCUAAGGAGCUCAAGGCUGUGUACAUGGUUCUCCUCCUCCCCAGUUCAUCCUCAUUAACAACCCUGUGAGUUAGGGCUGGUGACUGGCCCAAGAUCACCCAGUGCUCUUCAUGGCUGAGUGGGGAUUCGAACUCAGGUCUCCCAAGUCUAACUGUUAAAUCACCCUGUUUAGGAAGCCUUCUGAACACCCUUGCUGUAUCUACACUGAAAUGUUGCCAGUGUUGCACCCUUUCAAUUCAUGUCUUUGAGUGGAGCAUUAAUGAAGAGCUUAGGAUUUCAGUUUCAGUUUCAAAGCCCCCCUUGGGCCACCUCCUCAUUUAUCUUACCCAUUUGCAAUGUGUUGUUUUUUUUUAACACGUCUUAAACGGCUUGUAAAAAAUAAAUGGAGUGGGAAGGCUGUCAGUGCAGUUCUCUUGGCUCUUUCAUUGCUCAUCCACUUAUUCCUGCAGAAGAACCAGAUGUGUCGGCAGGCAACUGUGGUCCUCUCUCUUUUUCUCUCUGUGUUUGAAUUACUAGUCAAAAGGAGUAGAAGCAGCAAUGCGGAACUGAGGCAAGUGCAUGGAGCUUUCCCGGCAAUCCCAGACUUCUAACUCGACAUUAACCCACAAGGAAGUUACUAUAAAAGUGCUCCGGAGGCUUUAAAAAUAAUCUUCGUAGGAGGGUGCUGUUUAAUAUUUAUCAUCCUAUUGUCUGCAUGUUUUAUAGUUGUGUGUAACUGUGGAAUAUAGCAACUGCUCUAACCAUUUAUCUUACGUCUGGGUCUUGCGCUGUGCAGAGGGCAAAAGACGCUGUUUGCACGUUAGUGGAAUCUGAAGCAGAGUGAAGGAAGUUGGGAGUGAAAUAAACAGUCCUAUGAAGUGUUGAUAAUAUAUUAUCAGCAGGAAGACUUGCUCAGAGGCGGAUGAAUUCAUUCCCAGGAAAUAAACUGUUGAAAAUGAGAAGAUGGAAUGUAGAUUGUUCUGGAGGAAGUUUCGUGGAUGUGAUAGAUGGAACUGAAACUUUGACAUUGUCCUGUGACCCUGUACUUUGACAUCUUCAAAAGUGUGUUCAGCGAACACCUUGACAAGUGAAUCACUUUCCUGGGGGGAAAAGUAACCAUUUUGGAAAUGAAUUGACCAUAUUGCAGACACUGUUUAAAAGCAAAUUUAAAAGCAACAAAACAUGAAAGUGUUUUCAGAAGUAUGUAGCUUCUGCAAACGAUGGCAAAAAAGACAAGUGUGCUUCUGUGAGAAAGAUAAGCAUCCUUGGGGGGGGGGUGUGCAUAGCAUAUAUCAGGUCAUUUGAAGUGUGGGUUAUUACAGACUUUGCAGAAUUUUCUUUAUUUGUUACAUUUGUGCCCUAUCUUUCUGUUAGGGUGUCCAGAAUGGUAUGUGGAUGGUAGUAUCAAGUUUUCCAAACAACGUUGUGAGGUAUGUUAGUUAGGCUCAGAGCUGGUGACUUGCCUGUGGCCUGUCAGUGAGUUUUAUGAGUAAAUAGGUAUUUGAACUCAAGUCCUGUUCUAAUGGCUGCUUCAGCACAUUGCGGAAUGCUACAGGGAACUGUUUUGUCCUCGUGGAUAUUCUUAAGGUCCAGAACUUGCUUGGCUUUGCUACUUUGCUUUUUCUAAUGGUAUUUCUGUAACUGGGAGAAGCAAUAUACACAGCCAGGAACAGCUGAAGAGCCAGAGAAAAUGUGUCCUGUAUUUGUGGGUUCCCGACUCAGGGUAGUUUUAGCAAUUUCUCCCAUCCAGAGUGGUGAUGCUGGGAGGAGCCAGAGGUUCUAGGUACCAAGUACGGCUGCUGCUUUGGUGGGGGCAGUGGGUAUGAAUGGGGAAUUGUGGAGCCGUCUGCAGUAGUAACUGAUGGAAUACUGUUGGGGAUUUGACUAGUGUUUUCAGAUAACUGGACUGAGCCUGUGAUUCUAUUUUAUCCUGUUAGCAUGGGAGUGGUCCUGUUUUCUAUUUUAAAUACUUUGGCUUGGAUCCAUGUUAAUGGAACAGGGCUUUCCUGCUCCCUUUUCCUCUGCAGCCCCCUGAAACCUUGCUGCUGUGAAUUGGUUGGCCCCUGGGAUAUUGAGGGGAGUGGUGGCAAUUUAGGACCUAAACCAUGAUUUAUACUGUAAUAAAUCUGAAAAGUUUGUUAUCUAGAAAAGUUUUUUCUGGAUAAAUAGCUUAAGGAUCUGUGGUAUUUCCAGAAUAGCAUGACGUUAAAUUAGGUUUCUCUGUUCUGUUUUUUAGGAUCAGAGACAUAGUGUGCAGUGAAUCAUUUACCCUUCUUGCCUUUUCUCUCUCUUUUGUAUAAAAACAGUUUCUCAGCUCUGUUUUUCUUCUUUGGUCUAAAAGAAGCUUUGGCAAAUGGGCACUGCCCUGGUAUGUAUACUGUGAUCUUUUAGGUGCCAAGUGAAGACCAGUUCCUGUUCUCCCAGACCUUUUAUUUACAAUCUUAUGUAUUGUUUUAGUUCUUGCACCAAGUUUCCCAUUGCUGGUUUUUUUGUUUGGCUGGUUUUAAGUAUUGUUGCUGCUGGGGGUUAUGCUGAUUUUAGUCAAGUUUUGCAGAGUUUUACUUUAUUUUGUUUAUUGUGUUGGGAAUUGUAUUUUGUAUAUUGUUUAUGUAAGCUGCCCAGAGAACUUUGCUGAUUGGUGGUUUAUAAAUUAAUAAGAAUUACAUUUAUAAACCAUCGAUCAGCAAUGUUCUUUAGGCAUCUUACAUAAACAAUAUACAACAUACAAUUCACUUUGACUUACAGUGUAUUAACAUCUUGGGAUUUGAGGGAUUCUUACCUGUAUUCCAAGUUCUCAGCAUAUUUCCUGUUUACUGUGGGUAUGUUUUUCUCUUAUCAGUUUCUUCUAGUUAAUCUUUCUUUUUCUGAAGUCUUCCUGUAGAUUGAUAUCUAUUGUGCUAUGCUGCUUUUAUCUCAACUUUCUAAAUAGUGAUUCUGAAGUACAGAUGCAUAUUUACACUGAUAAAUGAGAAACAAUCCUUCUUGACAAGUGAUGGUAUGCUACAUAUAUUCUAAAUUUGGGAUAGGUUGUGGUAAAUUGCCAUGGUUCAAGUGUCCUAUAUGGAGUGCCUAAUAUAGAUGUAGGACUUUACGUGGAUUCAUGUGAGGAGCCUUUCAGCUUUGAAGCUGGGAAUGGAAAUUGGAACCAAAUUCUUCUUCAUAUUACUAUGGCUGAAGAUGUCAUUGCAUGCAAAACAUCUUAUUCAGCAAACAUUGUCAACAACAAUCAUUUGUUUAGCAAACUUUUCUGCAAUACAUUACUCUGGAUUGUUUUGGGUUUUUUGGGUGGGAAGGGAAGCUAUUUCUGUCUCUUUGAAUUUGUACACUUUUCUAUUCCAAGAGCUCACAACAUGUACUAGCCUAAAUCAAAAUAUAAGCAAAUAGCUAAAGCGGACUCCAUAAAAUAAAAAUUCACACAGUUUCAACGGUUGAAAUCCCAGCUUCUCUUCUACUUCCCAGUAGAGCAGGCCAUUUCCCACUGACAGUGCCUCAGUUUUACCUGGAUUGGGCUUCAGUUUAUUGGCUCUCAUCUAGAUACCAAGACAAGACAACAGUCCAGACAUUCAUAGCCAAGCCUGCCAGAUGUAAAGGAGAGGCAGAGCUGUGUGUCAUUUACAUGUUACUGACAGCAUAAUUAUCAAAGUCUGGAUGACUCCACUCAGCUGUUUCAUGCAGAUGUUAAAUAGCAUAGGGGGUAAAAUCGAACUCUGAGGAACCGCACAUAGAAGGCUCCAUGGGGCUGAAGAGCACUCUCCCAAGUAGCGCCCUCUGGAAAUGCUCAUUCAAGUAGGACUGGAACCACUGCAAAGUUAACAAAGGACACAUAAACCCCAGUUUGAAUGGAUCUAGAAAAUCAGUUAUCUUCAAGAGCACUUGGAUCUGAUCUGCAACAUUAGUCUACUGAGUAUAUUUUUGGUCCAGGCUGGAUUUUGCUUAUUAAAUAGUUUUUCACAAUGUGAUGAUACAAGAUAUCAAAAAUAGUAGAAUGAAUGUGCAGUAUAGCUGGCAUCUCUUUUUAAGGAUUAAGAAAACCAGAACUGAAUUAGAAGUGGUCAUUUUUGUGUGUAUUAAUUUUCUGAUAAUAAAACUCUGGAUGAAGUAAAAAAAAGUCUGUUGCCUGGGAACUCUUAUGUUUCCCAAACUGAAAGUUGGUGAUUAACUAUCUAUGAAGUAUCUUGCGCUGCUGGUGACAGUUAUAUAAUGACCUGUCUUUCAUUCUUUUUAGAUACAGUUAUCAUUCUGCAGUGUUGGUUGCUGUGGAAACCAAGCUAUGUGAUACCCACAGUAGUUAAAGCAAAUUCAUUAUGUAAUAGUUAUAUACUUUUAUAUUGCACUAAUUACAGUAAUCUUGCAUUUGUACUAACCACAGGCAGUGAAUGCUAUAUAUAUGUAGUACAGUGGUAUCCCGGGUUACAUACGCUUCAGGUUACAUACUCCGCUAACCCAGAAAUAAUACCUCGGGUUGAGAACUUUGCUUCAGGAUGAGAACAGAAAUCGCGUGGCGGUGGCAUGGCAGCAGCGGGAGGCCCCAUUAGCUAAAGUGGUGCUUCAGGUUAAGAACAGUUUCAGGUUAAGAACGGACCUCCAGAACGAAUUAAGUACGUAACUAGAGGUACCACUGUACUGAUAUACAGUAAUAUAUUUUUUGGCCUAUCACAAAUAUGUGUUUCAGACUAUAGCGUUAAGAACAGAUAGUUUUCAUUUGGGAAUGUUAUUGGCUACUUUUCGCAGACAUCAUUUCCAUCGUAAAUGGAACUUCAGAAAGGGUGCAGUUCGCAGUAGAAAUUUAACUUUCAGCUUCCUGUACGCAUUUGUAUUGGUUAGGUUUGCAAAAAGUUACCACAUUUUUUAUAUGCAAAGAGUUGAUUUUAGAUAAACAAUGCUAAAUGAGGGCUACUUCCCACACACCCAUCUUUGGUAAUGUCUCUUAUGCAAUUAUUGGCUGAAACUAGCCUCUCUUCCCAGCGGUCUUGCUUCCUUGACUAUUAAAAGACGAUUUCCAAUCGAUAUGGAAACGAGCAGUGGAUAAUAUAAUAACAACUCUAGGAUUCAGUCCACAGUUCUUACUUAACAUGGGGAACGAGCAAGCAAAAACCAUUAUCAAACAGCGUGUGGUCUUCUUUCUUUGGCCAGGUCCCCCCAAUUUUUAAUUAGCGAAACUAGAAGAUACUCCACUUCCCAAAUGCCAUACAUAGCUAAUCUUGAAAUACCAAAACAACGAAGGGCUUUCGCCUUGACGCGUUGUCAGGCCUUCCCUUCAGCAGUUCAGGAAGGCAGUUAUAGGAAGAUACCAUAUGAGGAGAGGAAAUUCCCAUGUGGCUCUGGGCAGCAGGAAACAACGGAGCAUGCCCUUCUUCAUUGCCAGUAUUACAUAGACAUUCAAGCUAGGUUUAUCCAGCCCAUCCUAUAUAAGUUCCCUGGGCGUUCAGAACAACACUACAUCUCCCUAUUACUACAGGACGAUAGCCCAGAAGUCACAUAUUUAGUUGCCAGAUUUUGCCCUGCCAUGAUAGAUAUUCGUCGAAGGAUGGUCUAUGCUACAAAUCAGUCCUAAAUAGAAGGCCCAUAUUGUUAGAUCCGCACUUCUGAAGCCCCACCCCAUACAGCUGUUCUUUUUUAAUUGAUCUCCUUUAAAUUUUCCUUAUUGGUUUUUAUUCAUCCAUUACCUAUGCUUAAUCAAGUAUUCUAGGUAUAUGUUUUAAUCUACGUUUGGUUCUUGUUCCCAAUUAAUUUAAUAAUUAUCUGCUUAGAGAUAUUAUUAUGCUAUUUAUUUAGAUGUUUUGCUUCUGCUGGUCUGUGGCCGUAAUAAAGUAAAUUCAUUCAUUCUUAUGCAACAUGUCCCUGAAAAACCCUUGCAGUCAUGCCCCUGGAAGCCACAUGAUUGGUUGAGAAUCCUAAAAACUUAUUUUUUGCAUGUGUUCAGUUACACAAAAGUGCUUCAGAUGUUGCAGAAGAGAUAUGGUCAACUCAAAGUUGGGCACCUUAUAUUUGCUGUAAUGUGUGAAGUGGCUCUGAUCAUUGUUGAAAAUAUUGGUGUAUAGUGGCAGACUUUAAGUUUUCAUUGCCUUUGCUCCCUGGAGAAGGAUGGGUUUAAUUUCUUCUUUUGCUUUUUAGUACUUUUUUUGUGGGGGGCAGAGAGUUAAUUUUUUUUCUGUGACACAAUUUGAUUCUAGUGCUCUGGCUGUUGAGGUCAUGUUGUUCCUGCUUAUAUUUGGUGUUCUUUUGUCAGCAUGCUUUCUGAAGGGAUCAACUGCUGUUCAUUCUUAACAUGAAUUGUUGAGCAGGGCUAGAAAUUCUGAUCGCUGCAGGCUUAUAGAUCAACAAAAAUAUUUAUUGAUUUCAUGUACCUAUUGCACGGGUGAUAAGGUUGGGAAAUAAUUUUCUUGAAGGAAUUUUUUUUACUUAGCUGUUCAACCAGCUUCGGACAACUAAAGCUUGGACCUCUUCAUUCAGUGCUAUGAGUUGCAUGGUGUGUCAGUUCUAUAAAGUUAAGAUCUCUCACCCAGCAAAGCGUGCAGGGUUGGUUUUAGCAGAGGCCUUUGGCUUGCUUGGGUGAAAUCCCUCCCAGUAUGCAGGCAUAUCCAUACGCUGGAAGGGGUUCACACAUGGAGACAUGAUCGCUACAUAUUUCAAGUUCCAUUUUGUUUUCUGGUAUUUUAUUUGACAGAAACUGUGGAUUCAGAAGGGAUCUUCAUUUUUCAGUAGCUCUUGUUCUAAGUAGCACCCCUGUUUUUUUAAAAAAACUUGUUUUGAACGUGAACUUAAAUCCCAUCGAUUUCCGUGCAGCUUAAUUCAGAGAAAUAAGGCAUGCUGCCUACAUGUCUCCAUGGACUGAAAUUGUCUUCUGUAUCAAUUUAUGGGUGAAACACUUAUUAAAUUGCUGGGUCAGCAUUAUUAUUUCUUGUAGUGAUAAGUAAGUAACUUAUCCACACUUGUAUUAGUUUUGUAAAAAAAGGGCUUAAAAUAAACAUUUCAAAGCAAAUGAUCAUGCUUACAGGCAUAUUUGAGAUUAUGGUGUUUUGUAAUUAACAAUGAAAGUAUAUCAUAUUUUUUGACUUUGUGGUCUGAUUGUUGCAAUUCCAAGUAUCUUUGAUUCUGUCUUCUCUUAGUAGUAACCUGAAAUGCUCCAGUAAGGUGGUACAAACAAAAACGUUGGCUAACAAGAUCUCUUUUCCAAAUUUAUUUAUCUCACUGCAAGCUGUUCUUCCAAAGUUACAUCUAAAGGGUUGGUUUUAUUUAUCUAAUGAAAUUCUUGCUCUGUUUAACAAUAGUUUUAUAUCUUUGUUCAGUAGUUAUUGUGACCUGGUCCCAAUAACAGAAGCAUCCUUGCAACAACAGAAACAUUCCUGUUCAGUGUUGUCAAUAGACAUUCCGUCUUUUAGGUGCCACCCUGUUCCUCUUGGCCCAGCUACAUGUCAGAAGAUAAUGCAGUAUCUCUUCUGAAGAGAAGGAAACUCCAUCCUACUAUACAUACUAUUCUUUAUGUAUUUUGCAAGAAGGAACUUUUUUCUUUGGUAUUUCCAAAACUCAUUCCUAUAUUUGUUUGUAUGCAAACAAAUAGGGAAAUAUAAUUGGCACUUCAAAAUAUGCCAUAUUUGAAAGAAUAUAUAUAGAAGAAGAGCCAUGUUCAUACAAACCAAAAGUUUUAAAAAUGCAAGAGGAUUACUGUUGAAUUUUGGUCCAAGGGUUGGUCUAUAAUAGUCAGCCAGAUGACCCUGGGAAACCCAUGGCUAGGCAUGAAGGAAAUACUCCUUCCUGAUAGUUUUUCCUCCCGUAAAUAGUUUUCAGUGGGAUGCUGAAUGGGAGGUUCCAUUUAGCCGUCAUGACUAAUAGAGCUCUAUCUCCCCUCUCUGUCCCCAAUUAGUCUAAUCCUCUUUUAAAGCUAUCUAAGCCAAUCUCCCGUCAGCACAUCCUGUGGCUUUCAAGUCCAUAAAUUAAUUGUACGUUUUGUGAAGAAGUAUGCACUGUUGUCCUCCCUGAAUCUACAGUCUGCCACUCAGUUUCAUUGGGUAACCUUGGAGGAGCUAGAAUUACAUGAGAGGCAGAAAAAAUUCUCAAUAUGUACCCUCCCCAUAACAUCACGGAAAAGCUGCAACCCUUCUUGAGUAGCAUUUAUACUGAAGAGCCUCUGUCAAUGCCUAAAGAUGUGGGUGUUGCUCGCCUUUGAAAAGUAUUCAUCAAAGGCAAGCCAUUAAAUUAGGUUAGUUAAUUUUAAUUGUUUUAUACAAUGUUGUUCAGUUUAAACUGUUUAGUUGAGUUAGCUUAUAUUUAUAAUUUCAAUAAAGUACUGUAUGGAUUGGGUUUUUUUGGUUUGGCUUUUACUUAUUAAUAUUAUGAUUGCUUUUAAUUAUUUCUGAUCUUUUAAAAUUGUUAUUAUUCAUUUGAUAUUCUAUCAGUUACAUUGGGCACAAUUUUGUGGGAAAGCCUCAUGCAAAUAGAUAAUGCAGUGAUUUAUAAACCAAGAUUCCAUUCCAGUUGUGCCAUGUGUUAAACCUUUGCUGAGUAACAAAGUUAUGUCUGAGCUUCUACACCUAUUAAAGGAGGGCAAACCAGCACGUUACAAUAUGGUUGUUGUUUUUAAAGCAGGCACUUCCAGUUUACUGCCAAUCAUCUUGGUUAUAUUUCACUGCUGUCUGGAACAUACAUGUGUAGGAGGGUGACUUACUGAAUGUAUUAAAUGCCCACAUUGUUUGUCUUUGGGGGCGUUAUUCAUAUAUCUGAUUACUAUAGAAUUAAUAUUCUGGAUAUAGAAUAUGGUCUCUCACAGCUUACUGAAUAGAUUACUGAAUAGGAGUGGACUAUUGGAUCGGGUGGAGUGGUCAUUUGGAUUGGCUUCAAAGAUAGCCAGUUGCGGAUUCAGUUGAGCUCCCUCAUUGCCUUCCUUGGUAGUUUGCAUUUGGCUAGAGACCUUAUUGUAUGUGGGAUAAUGACCCUCUCUAUACCACACAGCAACACACUUAAAUACUACCAGGAGUCUUGUUUGGUUGGUGUUACACGUGAUUAUAGGGAUGCGGAUGGCACUGUGGUCUAAACCACUGAGCCUCUUGGGCUUGCUGAUCAGAAGGUCGGCGGUUCGAAUCCCCAUGACGAAGUUGCUCUGUCCCAACUCCUGCCAACCUAGUAGUUUGCAAGCACGCCAGUGCAAGUAGAUAAAUAGGUAGUGCUGUGGCAGGAAGGUAAACGGCAUUUCCGUGUUCUCUGGUUUCCAUCACGGUGUCCUGUUGCGCCAGAAGCGGUGUGGGAUGUUUUAAUAUUUUGUUGUGUUUUCCUAAAAAAGAGGGUAGGAAGGCCAACAGUGGUGUGAUUGUUUGGGAUGGGAAACCUACUUGCAUCUUGCUAAUUUGUCAUGCUUAUUUCAAAAGCUGCUUCUUUGCUGUGUCUCAUGAAGAAGAAUUCUUUCUCUGAGCUGCUUUGAAUUCAUUUGAAUCCAUUUUUAAAUUUAGCUUUUCAAAGCUUUGUUUCAAGCUCUUGUUUCAAGCUGUCUUCUCUUGCCUUUAAUAUAGACAAAUGCAUAAAGAAAACUUCAUGAUUUACAAGCUUGUGAUAUGUAAUGACUGUGAAAUAUCUAGCAGUCGUGUUUAAGGGCAUGACACAGAUAGUAAAUUUGUUGGCGUAGAAAUUAUAAUCGGGCUUCACUAACUCCAUUCUGCCUGGACCAACAACAGACACUUUGCCUGUUUCUGGGAUAGGGAUGGAGACAGAGGAAGGUAAUAUUACUGUGGCUGUGUAAGGAGCAGGGUGUGGCACUACGGAUCUAUCAGACUCAAGGCCCUGAUGUACCAGGAGAAGCUCAGAUGCAAAUGGAAAGUGUUUGGACCACACAAAGGUAGAAAAGGCAUUGAGAUAUGAGAAGUGGAGAAGAGAGAAAUAAAAGAGUUGAGGUACCAAUAGUUACCUGUUCCAAAGAGAGUAGGAGUGGGUUUCCUGAGUUUCACAGGUUUUUGAACAGAGGGAUUGGUUUGGAAACGAAGGUAUGCAUUGUGGCUACAUGCACCUUCUGAAUUCCACUUUGUAAGUAUUUACUGAAAUGUUUCUUCAAUGGAGUGGCAAUGAUGUGGAAUCUAAAAGGUAAUGUAAGGUAAAGGACCCCUUGACGGUUAAGGUGUCAAAGGUGUCUAUGGGGUGCGGCGCUCAUCUCGCUUUCAGGCCGAGGGAACUGGUGUUUGCCCAAAGACAGCUUCCUAGUUCAUGUGACCAGCAUGACUAAACGGCUUCUGGCGCAACGGGACACUGUGACGGAAACCAGAGCGCACGGAAAUGCUGUUUACCGUCCCAUCACAGCGGUAUCUAUUUAUCUACUUGCACUGGCAUGCUUUCGAACUGCUAGGUUGGCAGGAGCUGGGACAGAGCAACGGGAGCUCACCCUGUCAUGCAGAUUCGAACCGUUGACCUUCUGAUUGGCAAGCCCAAGAGGCUCAGUGGUUUAGACCACUGUAGGCCACCCUAGAGUUCUGUACCAUAAAUUAGGUUGAGAUGGGAAUUCUAGACCAAGAUGGGUAUCCUAAAGUGAAAACGAUGGACCACUCUGGGGCCUGGGCUGAAGUCUGGUAUCUGAAGUCUAAACUGUUCUUGGCCUUGAGGGCAAAAUAGUGAGGUGUCAAUGGAUUUUCCUGUGCAAAAUAGAGAUGGAAGAUAUUUUCAGAGAUACAAAUGAUUACUGUUUAUGUUACCAGUGGAGGCAGUUCUUGCUGGGGAAGCCACUUUUUUCUUGCCAGGAUGGCCUUAAUGAAGGCACUUGCUGGUAUUGGCAGUUAGCCAAUAGAUCAGGCACAAUUAGGUCAUGCGUCUGGAGCACUUUAUGUUUGCAGACAUUGCAGAGAAGUUAGUCUCCUAUUAUUGAAGAUAGCUUGUGUGCAGCUAGGCUUACUGCUUCUUUCAUCCUUGUCUUGCACAGCCUCCUGUAGAGCAAUGCUAAAGAAGCUAAGGUGUUUAGCAGCAUGCACAGAAUACUAGCCAGACUGGCCACCUGUAAAAUGCAGCCAAAGGCUGACUCUCCGUAAUGAUAGUUCUAUUGUAAAUAGAUACACCUUCAAGCUUCUGUUUAUUUUUAUACUUUCUUUGAGGGGUUAACAACAGGUAGCCUCUCCCCCCUUCACUGUUUAUUGCACAGAAAUUCUCUGUACCUGAAGCACCUGUGAGAAAGGCUGCAGUGGGAUGUUGUUGUUGUUGUUGUUGUUUAGUCGUUUAGUCGUGUCCGACUCUUCGUGACUCCAUGGACCAGAGCACGCCAGGCACUCCUGUCUUCCACUGCCUCCCGCAGUUUGGUCAAACUCAUGCUGGUAGCUUCGAGAGCACUAUCCAGCCAUCUCGUCCUCUGUCGUCCCCUUCUCCUUGUGCCCUCCAUCUUUCCCAACAUCAGGGUCUUUUCCAGGGAGUCUUCUCUUCUCAUGAGGUGGCCAAAGUAUUGGAGCCUCAGCUGAAAGAUCUGUCCUUUCAGUGAACACUCAGGGCUGAUUUCCUUCAGAAUGGAUAGGUUUGAUCUUCUUGCAGUCCAUGGGACUCUCAAGAGUCUCCUCCAGCACCAUAAUUCAAAAGCAUCAAUUCUUUGGCGAUCAGCCUUCUUUAUGGUCCAGCUCUCACUUGCAUACAUCACUACUGGGAAAACCAUAGCUUUAACUAUACGGACCUUUGUCGGCAAGGUGAUGUCUCUGCAGUGGGAUAGUGAUUGACAUUUAAAAGAUGUUAUAUUUCUGUUUCAGCUUGAUCACCUGUGUUCAGUCAGAAGUCCCAGUUCUAGAGAUAGAUCUGGAAUCUUUGAAUCCUCUGCCAUAGUUAAGGCACUUAGUGGGGUGAGCUAUGAGUACUGUCACUUUUUUUAGCCAUGUGUAUUAUAAAUAUAUUUGUUUCUUCACAUUCCUUUCAGUGUUUGAAACUCCCAUUGUUCUAGGCGCAUUUUGCGACAGGGAAUUUCAUCAGUGCAAGCUGUUUCUGAUCUCUGGGCGCAGUACUGUACCUAAGAUUUCAGAUUAAAACGACAGAGUGGAAGGAAAGGAGGACCUUUUCCUGCCUCCCCACUUCUAGCUACUCUCUGAAGACUGGAGAAGAGACCUUCUUAAGAAUAUUAGGGGGGGUGGGGCAGGGGAAGGACUAGACCAUGUGAAAAAUGAACAUAAUAUUUUAGCUGCAGUUCAUUUUCAACUUUGUAUUCUUGUUGUUAAAAAAGCACAACUAGACAUUCCGUUGUUGCACCCAUAACCUAGGCACAAUUUAGCUCCUUUCUUUCAUAUGUCAGUUUCUAACACUGAUUCGUCUGGAAAAAGGUGCGUAGACGUCUUUUUAAGGCUAAGGACCAGGAAAGUGGGAUGGUGUACCUGGGAAUUCAUCAUGUUUUGAACACUGUGGACCAGAAUUCUUUCAGUGCUGUUGUACUGAGGAACAUAGUCUGGUGGUUUGCCAGUUCCUUCUGAGAUACCACACCCUCUUACUUUAUGGCCAUCACACAAUAGGGGACUUGAAAAGUUUCCAAAUUAAAACUUAGUACCUUCUGCUCACUGGAACAGUUGUAUUGUAUUUACAAGAAUAAACAUGCAAGGAAAAUGGAAAGGGACCAUAAGUAGGAGGCAGGUAUUGAGGCUUGGUUGAAAUAUCCUGGAGAUGUUUUGUUAUGGUUGAUAUUCAGUGUUACGCAGCAUAGACUGAUCGAAAAUGUUUGACUUGCAUAACUAUUUCAGUGAUUCUGCUGUGAGUAUGAACUUGGUGAGAACUGCCACAUAGUUCUUCAAGUAUUUUUGUUUUUCUUAAAGACCAGCCCAACCUGCCAUUUAUUUACAGAAUUUUUAUGAUGCUUUCUAGGACCAAGGCCCUUUCAAAGUGUCUGGCAAUCAAAAUCAUAAUAAGCUGUAGCAAAACAACAUCAAUACAAACUUUAAAACUACAUUUUUUAAAAAUAAAAAAUAUAUCUUUAUCCCUGCCUAAAAUUCAAUAAGGAGGGAGCCAGCCAGGGGGAAGUAGUUUCACAAACAGGAUGCCACAACUGAGAUGGCACCACACUAUAUACUAUGCUUAGCUGUGAGAGUGCAGUUGUACCUUGGAUCCCAAAUGCCAUGGAAUUCGGACAUUUUGGCAUGGAAGUGAUUGUUCCGGUUUGUGACCGUUCUUUUGGAACCUGAACGUCCGACAGGACUUCUGCAGCUUCUGAUUGCCUGCAGGAGCUUUCUACAGACAACCAGAAGCCGUCAUUUGGUUUCCGAACGUUUUGGAAGUAGAAGGGACUUCCGGAACGGAUUCUGUUUGACUUCCAAGGUACUACUGCACAAGGAAGGCCUUCCCAGCAGAUCUUAAGGCAUGGUCUGGCAGAUAAUGGAAAAGGCACCCCUUCAAGUACGUGGAAUGCAGGUUGUUCAGGACUUUAUAUGGCAACAACAAAUCUUGAAUUGAGUUGUAUCAUAUUGGCAGACAAAGCAGUUUGUACGUGUACGUUAUCUAUUUUAUUAAUUCAAAAAAAUUAUGUACUGCUUGAUUGGGGGUGGGGAACCACAAAGGGUUUUUUGUGUUACAUGGCCCCAAACAGAAGUACCACUCACAAUCCUGAUACUGCACCAGUUGCAACUUCAGGAUUAUCUUCACAAGUAGCCCAGUAUAAAGCACAUUGCAGUAUGUUAAAUGUAAGUUUACCAAAGCAUGGAUAACUGUUACUAAGUUAUCCUGGCCCAGGAACAGCUGCAGCUGUGGCCACUGAUGCCACCUGGGCUUCGAGUGACAGUGCAAAAUCAAGGAGUACUCCCAAGCUACAAAAUUGUUCCUUCAGGAGGAGUGCAACCUCAUCUAGCAUAGGCCAUACCUCCAAAUCCCAGACACAAGAACCAUCCAUUAGCUGCACCCCCAUCUUGUUGGCAUUCAGCUUUAGUUUAUUGACCCUCAUCCAGCCUGCCUCCAGACACCAGUCCAGCAUUUGGAGAGCUUCACCUCAUUCAUACUGGGGAGAGAGAAAACUAGGUUCCCCCUGCAUAUUGAUGGCGCCAUGUUCCACAUUACCAGAUGACUACCCCCAUCAGUUUCAUAGAGCUGUUAAACAGCAUAGAAGACAGGAUGGACUGCUGCCGAACCCCACAGCAUAGUAGAUGAGGGACCAAGCAGUAGUCCUGAAAUGCUACUCUGUAAAUGACCCAAAUUAUGGGUCAUUAUAACUGUAAAUGACCAAAUUAUGACUGUAAAUUAUUUGACCCAAAUAAUUACCGCCCAGUCAGUCUGACAUCAAUACCAGGGAAGAUUCUGGAGCAGAUCAUUAAGCAAACAGUCUGUGAGCACCUAGAAAGGAAUGCUGUGAUCACCAAUAGUCAGCAUGGAUUUCUGAAAAAUAAGUCAUGUCAGACUAACCUGAUCUUGUUUUUUGACAGAAUUACAAGCCUGGUAGAUGAAGGGAACGCAGUGCAUGUAGCCUACCUUGAUUUCAGCAAGGCAUUUGACAAGGUGCCCCAUGAUAUUCUUGUAAAGAAGCUGGUAAAAUGCGGUCUUGGCUAUGCUACCACUCAGUGGAUUUGUAACUGGCUGACUGACCGAACCCAAAGGGUGCUCAUCAAUGGUUCCUCUUCAUCCUGGAGAAGAGUGACUAGUGGGGUGCCACAGGGUUCUGUCUUGGGCCCGGUCUUAUUCAACAUCUUUAUCAACGACUUGGAUGAUGGACUCAAACUGGGAGGGGUGGCUAACACCCCAGAGGACAGGAUCACACUUCAAAACGACCUUGACAGAUUAGAGAACUGGGCCAAAACAAACAAGAUGAAUUUUAACAGGGAGAAAUGUAAAGUAUUGCACUUGGGCAAAAAAAUGAGAGGCACAAAUACAAGAUGGGUGACACCUGGCUUGAGAGCAGUACAUGUGAAAAGGAUCUAGGAGUCUUGGUUGACCACAAGCUUGACAUGAGCCAACAGUGUGACGCGGCAGCUAAAGCCAAUGCAAUUCUGGGCUGCAUCAAUAGGAGUAUAGCAUCUAGAUCAAGGGAAGUAAUAGUGCCACUGUAUUCUGCUCUGGUCAGACCUCACCUGGAGUACUGUGUCCAGUUCCGGGCACCACAGUUCAAGAAGGACACUGACAAACUGGAAUGUGUCCAGAGAAGGGCAACCAAAAUGGUCAAAGGCCUGGAAACGAUGCCUUAUGAGGAACGGCUAAGGGAGCUGGGCAUGUUUAGCCUGGAGAAGAGGAGGUUAAGGGGUGAUAUGAUAGCCAUGUUCAAAUAUAUAAAAGGAUGUCACAUAGAGGAGGGAGAAGCGGACACGGAGCAAUGGAUCCAAACUACAAGAAAGAAGAUUCCACCUAAACAUUAGGAAGAACUUCCUGACAGUAAGAGCUGUUUGACAGUGGAAUUUGCUGCCAAUGAGUGUGGUGGAGUCUCCAUCUUUGGAGGUCUUUAAGCAGAGGCUUGACAACCAUAUGUCAGGAGUGCUCUGAUGGUGUUUCCUGCUUGGCAGGGGGUUGGACUCGAUGGCCCUUGUGGUCUCUUCCAACUCUAUGAUUCUAUGACUCUAUGAUUCUAUCAUUCUAUGACCCUGCAGGUAGGAGAGGAAUCGCAGUAUCAUUAUGCUUUCAAUUCCCAACCCGUAUUGGCCUGAAUAUAAGCCUCACUUUCCCCCCAAAUUCCGACCGUGAAAAGUUAAAGUGUGGCUUAUAUUCGCGACCUUACGGUAUGCAGCCAAGAAGCCCCCCCCCCCCCGUAUGCAGCCAGGAGCAGCAAGGAAUGGAGCAGUUUAUAUUUGGAUAUUUUUUCUUUUUUUUCUCCCCCCCGGUCCAAUUUUAUAGGUGCAGCUUAUACUCGGGUGUGGCUUAUAUUUGGGCCAAUACGGUACAGUGGUGCCUCGCAAGACGAAAUUAAUCCGUUCCGCGAGAGUCUUCGUCUAGCGGUUUUUUCGUCUUGCGAAGCAACCCUAUUAGCGGCUUAACGGAUUAGCGCUAUUAGCGGUUUAGCGGCGAUUCAAGGGUUAUUGGGGUAUGGGAUUAGCUGCUAAACGGCUCUUACUGGCUAUUAAAGGCUUAGCAGAUUAGAUCAAGGGGGGGUGGGGAAGCGGAAAAAAAAUCUCUAGACUCGCAAGACAUUUUCGUCUUGCGAAGCAAGCCCAUAGGAGAAUUCGUCCUGCGAAGCAACUCAAAAACGGAAAACCCUUUCGUCUAGCGGGUUUUCCGUCUUGCGAGGCAUUCGUCUUGCGGGGCACCACUGUACUUGAGGAGGAUUGCAUUGUUGAUGGUCUUAAAAGCUGCUGAUAGAUCAAGGAGAAUCAAUGGUUUCACACACAACUUGUGUCUCUUUUCAAAUAAAGGUUAUCAUCCAGGGCAAUGAAAACUGUUUCAGUGCCAAGAAGCCAGAUUGAACCUUCCCCUUCCUCACAGAUUAUCCAGCCUGUAAUCCAGGUCCUAGAAAAAACCAAUUCAACCUUCUUAAACUAAAUGUAUCCCCAUGCAUCAUAAAACAAAACACUACCUGUGGAACCUGACAAAGUUAAGGAAAAACAAACCUAAUUCAUCAAAACAUCUAUCUUAUUAUAAGCCUUACCUUAUCUUAUAUCUCAUUAGCAGUAUAUAAACUCCACUCAAAUAUAUAAACCAAGACUUGAAAACCUCACUUUAGCAAACCCCUCUAACAGAGUACUCAACAGAACACCUCUUUACCAGAGCAUUUGAACAAACUUCACACUUUAUAACCUCACCUUUCAUAUAGGUAAAGGUAAAGGGACCCCUGACCAUUAGGUCCAGUCAUAACCGACUCUGGGGUUGCGUUGCUCAUCUUGCUUUAUUGGCCGAGGGAGCUGGCGUACAGCUUCCGGGUCAUGUGGCCAGCAUGACUAAGCCGUUUCUGGCGAACCAGAGCAGCGCACGGAAAUGCUGUUUACCUUCCUGCCAGAGCGGUACCUAUUUAUCUACUUGCACUUUGACGUGCUUUCGAAUUGCUAGGUUGGCAGGAGCAGGGACCGAGCAACGGGAGCCCACCCCAUCACGGGGAUUUGAACUGCCGACCUUCUGAUUGGCAAGUCCUAGGCUCUGUGGUUUAACCUUUCAUAUACCUCCACACUAAACCUCCACACUAAAGAAUCUUCCACCUAGACAACUAGUCCGUUAAUAGAUUGACAGCUUCAGCAAAUCACAGUCCACACAGUCGCAGGUCAAAAUUCCCGACACUGACAACUUGAAACAACUACCUGGUUCAAAGAACCAAGAAGAAUACGUCCAAAGACACAGCCCAUGGUCAAAGAACCAUGAAAACACUUGUGUAACCUUUUCUCUGACCUUGUACCUGCCUUUACCCUUUGGGAGAAAAAAACUGAAACAGAUUGAAAUGGGUCCAGGUAAUCCAGUUCCUGCAAGCAUGCCCGAAGUUGCUGAGCCACCACCCUUUCUGCAAAGCUUAGUCGUACAAGUUUGUUAAACUUCAUAAUGUUGCAACACAGGAGUGUAACUCUUUUUGCUGGUGCAUUGUAAGGAAUUUAUAUACUUCUAUAUUCUGUUGCACUUUGGGGAACAGUGAGCCUCUCCCUGCUACAUGCUAAAGAAGUAAGCAACUUCAGUAAUAAUAUGGCUCUUCAAUAUUCCCCUCCCCCUUAUUUCCAUCAUAGUAUUGAGGACUUCCUAGAAAGUAAAUCAUGAACCUCAAUUUAAGAAUCAUUCUUUAGUUAAUAAUCUCAAAAAAGAUCAAAUAUUUCAAACACUUCCCCUGCAUAUACUGAAUGUUUGAUUAAAUGCGAUGUAACUAAAGAUGUAGUGAAAACACCAGGAGCUCAUUAAAGAUCCCCAUAUGAGCUUUAGAAGCACUUGAAUUCUAGUUUGUAAUUUCAAGGCUGAGAGUUUGAGUAAUUUUAGGGAUUCUUGUACUUGCUUGGAAAAAAGAUCUGAGAUCUUUCAAAAUAAGCAAAUUGGAAGAUGUAUAAUAUUUGCUAAGGCAAGUCUGUCUAUUUCUAAGUGUAACUUAGCUUUGCAGAUAACCUAUGGUUACCAGAUUUUUUGCAAUGAAUCCGGGGACACAUUUUUUUUUGGAAGCUGAGUAGCAACAGGGAGUCAGUAGUGGGGAUGGUGAGGCAAAAGACCCUGGGCCCAAGCACAAUGCAUAUUGUAUAAAUGGGCAAAGCCCUUCUUUCGCACCCUGUGAAACAAAAAUGUGCAGAGUUUUUGAAAAACAGGGCAACGGCGCGCCGCCCACCCGCACCUCCCAAGCCUCCUCCGAUCUGUCAAAACAGGGGGAAGGGGACAGGCGAUCGAGGGAAGACUCGCGAGUCAUGGGCAGGCGGUGUGCCGCUGCCCACGAGGGGCGCAGGGUUCGUGGUUUCUCUGCUGGGCAAGGUGCAAAGCCCUUCUUUCGCACCCUGUGAAACAUAAAUGUGCAGAGUUUUUUAAAAACUGGGCAACUGCGUGCCACCCACCUGUGACUCCCAAGCCUCCCCCGAUCUGCCCGCUUUUUGACUGAAGGGCUUUGCACCUUGCCUGACAGAGAAACUGCUCACCUUGCGCCCCUCCUGAGUAAUGGCUGCCCACCCGCAACUCCUGAGCCUCCCCCGAUCUGUCACAACAAAGGGGGAAGGAGAUCUGUACUGCCGGACGUCCCUGGUUUCCCUUUGGCAGUGGCGGCGGCAGCAAGCAGCGAGCAGCUCCUGAAGCCAGCCAGAGCCAACUGCGCUACCAGGCUGGCUCCGGGCUUCUGAGGCUGCCACUGCCACAUUUCCCGGGGACAGAUUUGCAAAUCUGGGGACAUUCCAGGGACGGAAUUUGACCGGGGACAGAUUUGCAAAUCCGGGUACUGUCCCCGGGAACCGGGGAGGUCUGGUAACCCUAAGAUAACCUAUUCCAGCAAUGCAGAUGUUUUCAAGCUUUGUAUAAAGCCCAUGAUGUAAAUAGCAAGCUUGCUCUUUGUAUUCCUGAAAUAUUGCUACCUUUCUAUUCUAUCAGAAUAAAAAUUCAUUGAGACUUGAAAAGCUAUAUACUCAAAUGUGAAUCAAAACUGAUCCAAAUUUUUAAAAUCAUUUUACUUAUUAUUUAUUUCUCUCCUUUGGUAGGAACUUAAGAAAUAGUCUAGGAAGGGAAAACAAUUUCUGGUCAGACUGCAACUUACUAAUGAAUACUUUUGGGAGAGAGUCAAAAGAUCAAGGCAUGUGUUCUGGAUUAUAAAAAGGAAUUUAGAUGCCAAUGUCUUACGUUUCAUUUUCUUAAAUCUUUCUUCAGUAAGAGAGCAGUUACAGCAUUAAAAAAACAAACAAAGUCAUUUUGUACUGUAGUUGGUAAAUCUUCAUUUCUGUAACAUUGUGUGGUAGCUGAUUAAGUCCUGUGAUUUUGAGUUCAAGAGUUUUUCAAGGCUUGUGCUUGUUUUGCACAUAUGUAGUAAAUGUUACUGCACAGUAAAUUAUGAAAUCACUAAACAAAACACUACUUAAAUGUCUGAGCUUGCCGUCAAUUAGUAAUGCCUUGUUCAGAAUAAUUUAGAUGGUAUUUUUGCUUUAGGAGUUCUUGGUAAGUAUAAAUUGAGGAUUUUCGAACUUUAACUGAAAUUCUGAGGUUUAAAUUAUUAGUACUUGGAGCUCUACUGUGUUCAGUGGGAGUUACUUUGAGGUAAUAUUUCUAGGUUUUCCAUUUUUAAAAGUUCAUAUAUAGUAGCUGUUGCUUUAUGGGAAAGCCUUGCAAAAAAAAAAAUCUGUUUUCAGAUAGUACUGAUCAGCUCAUGUUCCUUCUCAAUAUUUUUUCUUACUGAUAUUUUACGCCAUUGACCAGUUAUGAAGGCUUGACUUUAUCUUCUGAUUUUCCCAUCUUUCUUUCCUCCUGUGUUCAAUAUGCUGCCCAGUUAUAUUGUUUCUCCCCUUGUAAAUAUGUACCAAAAUGUAUAAAACACAAUAUCCAAUUGACAAAAGCACAAAGCGAUAAAUUAGUUCUUAAAAAUAAGAAUCUGUAAUUUACUGUAAUUGGUUUUUAAUUGCAGAAUCUCUGAUCAGAUGCUGAUAAUCAGAUGACCGACAGGAUGCUUGUAUCACUGUUUACGUUAAAGGUGCUUUAAUGAUGAGCAUGUAGACUAGACCAUUAAAUGCUAUAAGAAAUAAGGUGAUUAAGACAAAGCAGAUAAACUCUGAGGUGUCUUUGACAGUACAAUUCAAUGCAUGCUGACAUGCAGAACUACAUCUCAAAAUUUAGGACACAUAGAGGAGAGUUUUGUUCUGGUUUGUGUGUUUAUUUGUAAAGGCAAACCACAUUCAUUUAUUAUUAUUUAUUAUUUAGUAAAUUUCUAUACUUCCCUACACCUGUAGAUCUAAGGGCUGUUCACAACACUUCUCUUGCUCUAGUUUCAUUGAGUUCAAAGUGACUUCCUCCUAGGUCAGUGAGUACAGGAUUACAGUCGGAGAGUUCCCUAAAUGUUAAUAAAUUCUGUUGGACUCCGGCUCCCAUCAGCCUCUUCUGGUAUGGGCCAUUGAUUAGGAAUGAUGACAGUGGUUGUGCAGCAACAUCUCAGGGGCCACCUUUUCUACCUCCUUGUUUCAAAAUUGCAGGAAACUUGGUUCAGUGGUUGAACCUACCACAUGCUUGCUAGUUUUGUCAGGAGUAUUUGUCACAUGCUUUGCUAUGAACUAUCCAUUUUUGUGUGUGUGGGAGACUCUACUGAAAAAACUCAGUGGCUGAUAGCUGCAUUUUUAAUCUGCUGUGAUAAAAAUAGAAUUGAGAAGGUGUAAAAGGAAGAUGAUACAUAUCAAAAGGGAGGGACGUAUCUGUAGUGGUAUAUUUGCAAUGUGGAAGGUACCUGAAGGGUGGCAGUAUUUAGCAAGCACAGCAGUUUUUGUCGUCCCGCAAAGACAUGUAUAAAGUACCAAUUUCUGUAUUUGGUAAAGUGCUAAUAGAAACUUACGUCGUUUAGGUCCAACAGGACUCCAAAACACAGGAGAAAGCUCUGGGCUUGUAUGUUUCUUUUAAUGACUGUUGCAGAUGACCUAACAAACUUUAAAGCGGAGAUAGGAACCUGUGGCUCUCCAGAUUAUGUUGGAUUUGAACUCGCAUCAGCCCAAUUCUGCCUGGCCAAUGUUAACGGCUGAUGAGAGCUGUAAUUGAACAACAUUUUGAGGGCCACAGGUUUCCCCGUUGCUCUAAUGCCUUCCUGAAUAGGAACCCCCUGUUUGCCUGUGAAUUGCACCCACGUACAAGAGGUCUGUUUUAUUCACAGUGGGCAGUGUGUGAACAUGAACAACUGAAGACUUAGUGUGUGAAUUAUGGUAGGGUUUACAUAGAAGUUUCAUUUUCCAGUUUUCUCAAGCUUCUCCAGCAAGCCAGUCUUAGAGUUGUGUCCAGUGCUGUCUGUGUGGAAGUGAAACAGACUUAAGAUCACAUAGUGAGACUUCAUCUUCCUUUCCCCACUCCUGCAACCUCCUGUGCACCCUCAAAAUCUGCUCUGGAGAGUUGGGGGAUACUCUGGAGCAGAUUUUGAGUGUGCAGGCAACAUUGGAUUCUGUCUUUAGUAGUUAAAGAUAAAGGGACCCCUGACCAUUAGGUCCAGUCGCGGACGACUCUGGGGUUGUGGCGCUCAUCUCGCUUUACUGGCCGAGGGAGCAGGCGUACAGCUUCUGGGUCAUGUGGCCAGCAUGACUAAACAGCUUCUGGCGAACCAGAGUAGCGCACGGAAACACCGUUUACCUUCCCGCCGGAGCGGUACCUAUUUAUCUACUUGCACUUUGACGUGCUUUCGAACUGCUAGGUUGGCAGGAGCAGAGACCGAGCAACGGGUGCUUACCAUGUUGUGGGAAUUCGAACCGCCGACCUUCUGAUUUAAUAGUUAGGUAAAAGUAAAGGGACCCCUGACUGUUAAGUCCAGUCACGGACGACUCUGGGGUUGUGGUGCUCAUCUCGCUUUACAGGCCAAGGGAGUCGGCGUUUGUCCGCAGACAGCUUCCGGGUCAUGUGGUGAGCAUGACUAAGCCGCUUCUGGUGAACCAGAGCAGCGCACGGAAACACCGUUUACCUUCCCGGUGGAGCAGUACCUAUUUAUCUACUUGCACUUUGACGUGCUUUCGAACUGCUAGGUUGGCAGGAGCAGGGACCGAGCAACGGGAGCUCACCCCAUCGUGGGGAUUCGAACCGGUGACCUUUUGAUUGGCGAACCCUAGGCUCUGUGGUUUAGACCACAGCGCCACCCUGUCCUGUCUUUAGUAGUUAGUUGUGUGUAAUUCUAAUUUAGCCUUUCCCAACCUGGUGCCCUCCAGAUGCUUUGGACUGCAACUCCCAUCAUCACGGACGCUUGGCCAUGCUGCCUGGGUCUGACGAGUUUUGUAGUCCAAAACUUGUAGAGGGCACCACUUUGGGAAAGACUGAUUUAGCGAAUGCUGAAAGCAAUAUGUUUUCCUUAAUUCUAAUGCGGGCUGUGUAUGUAUUCAAAUGAAAUGUCUCUUGAUUUGUUUAGGAGUGGCAUUUCAAGCUGCUUACUUUAAAGUUUGGAGUGACUGAUUCAUUGCAGUUAAAGCCAAGAGGUUUGUCUCCUUUAAUGGUGCAUGUAAAAUCUUCCUCCCAUUUUGGCUUAAAAUUUCAAUUUUCUCCGUAUUUGCAUUUCUUAUGACUUGAUUAUGUUAUGCUUUCAUGCAUGCACAGAAUAUAAAUCAGAUGCCACAGCAAACUCCAGCAUCUGAUUAGAAAGGGUUUAUUGCAAGAUGGCGAGAUGUCUAUCAUUGCCUCACAAAUGUAUUGCACAAUAUCCUUUUUGAACACUGCAAAUGUGCACUGCUGGACAGUUUCUGACUUGCAGCAGUAGUAGUAGUAAUAAUAAUAAUAAUAAUAAUAAUAAUAAUAAUAAUAAUAGUGUUAUUUAUAAUCCGCCCAUCUGACUGGGUUGCCCCAGCCACUCUGGGUGGCUUCCAACAGAUUAUAAAACAUCAAGCUUUCCUAUACAUGACUGCCUUCGGAUGUCUUCUAAAAGUCAGAUAGUAGGCAGAUUGAUCGACCCUUCUUCUAGGCAAAGCCUGUAGAGAAUAACUGGAAGGGAAAGUGGCAGUGGGGAAAGAGGACCACCUCUUUCUAUAGGAACCUACCUGGACCCUGAGAUCACCUUCUGAGGCCCUCCUUCGAGUGCCUCCUCCUUGAGAGGUGCGGAGGGUGGCAACAUGAGAAUGGCCCCUCUCUGCAGUGGCUCCCCAUCUGUGGAAUGCUCUCCCCAGGGAAUUUCACCUGGCACCUUCAAUAUACACCUUUAGGAGCCAGGCAAAAAUGUUCCUUUUUAACGAGGCCUUUGGUGGAUCUGAUUUACAUCCUAUGCCCUUUUAAAAUGUGUUUUUGUUGGGGGGGGGAGCUAUUGGGUUGUUAUUUUAAUUUUAAUUUUUACUAUGUAUUUUGUGGUUUUAUAUUUUGAUUUUAUUCUGUGACCCGCUCUGAGGCCCCCGGGUAUAGGAUGGUAUAUUAUUAUUAUUAUUAUUAAUAAUAAUCAUAAUUGCUUGAACCUUACUUCUGCAAAGGGGCCAAGGGCAACACUGGUUGAUUUCUUACCAUUCUUUAGGCCUAGUAAACCUCCUUUGUUUUCUCUCUAGCCCAGACUUAUUUGUGUCCAUUGCUUGUCUCUCUUCUUCAUACUCUACACACCUCUUCAAUAGCCAGCAACUCUGCCUUCUCUUUUCCAUCAUCUGACAUAGUUUCUUAUUGUCUCCUUUCUCAUGCUUCUCUGCCCCCUUCUGUCUUCUGAUUUGCUGACCGUGCCUCCAAUUACUUCUCUCUUACGCAUGGCAGAUACUCCUUUGUCCUGAAUGGCAUCUGCUACCGAAGUGAUUGCAGAGAGCAGGGAUUGCCGUUCCAUCGGUGUCUUGGGGAGGAUACAGGAAAUUAUAAAAUGCAUCUCAAGAGCUGCAGCUGGAAGUGUCAAAGAGGUGCAUGAAGUUUAGGAGCUACAGUUUGGUGACCCCUGAACCAAACUGUCCUAUUCAUUACAGAGGGAGAACCAUGUAUGAAAUUUUGAGAAUAGCUGUAGUUCUAUUUAAUGUCAUCAGACUACAUAUCCUUUUAUAUGUAAUAGUAGUGGUCUAAACCACAGUAUUUUGUUUGAAAGCUGUAUGGGUGUGUUAACUUUGAAGGUAGCAGGGAAACUUUCUGGCAAGAGAAGAGGGGGAUCAGUAUCUAGGCUGUAGGUGGAACUUAUUUGGGAUGGUAGGAAUGGUAUAGUUACAAUCAGAUGGAACAAAAGGAUAAACCUUUUGGGUUUUGUGGUAUUCCUCUUGCUGUAUGCAUGUAGUCUUUAAAGCUUGCAGUUUGCCCUUGAUCUUCCUGCAGCCGGUUUCCUCCCCUGCUAACUCUGUUCACGUUGCCUUGACAAAUUCUUCUAGUCACCCACUAAAAACAAAAAAACCUUUAUAUAUCAGUCAAGAUGCUGCCAUCUCCCUUUCACCAGUAUAGAGGAAACACUGUGAAGCUAAGAACAGAUUGUCUCCCUGUUUGUGUUUCCUUUGCUUGGCACUGCAGCCAUUUCCAGUUGCUAUGAUGAACCAUUUACAGAGGAAGUUCGCUCAGCCACUUCAAUUUCUUUCUUACCCGGGAAUAUGUUGAAUACUGAUAGGAACUUCAGAACAAUGCAGCCGAAGUAUUCUUUACUUGAGCAUGUGUAUUACAAAAUGUCAAACUUUGAAAUCACAGAAUUGUAGGGUUGGAAGGGAUCUCAUGGGUCAUCUAGUCCAACCCCCUGCAAUUCAGGAACCACAGCUAAACAAUGCCUGACAGAUGACCAUCCAACUUUUGUUUAAAAACUUCCAGUGAAGGAGAGCACAAAGGAGUCCAUUCCAUUGUUGAACAGCUCUUAGCAUCAGAAAGUUCUUCCUAAUGUUUAGGCGGAAUUGCCUUUCUUCUAAUUUGAAUCCAUUGGUUCGGGUCCUACCCUCUGGACCAGCAAAAAACAAAGCUUGCUCCAUCUUCCAUGUGGCAGCCCUUCAGAUAUUUGAAGAUGGCUAUCAUAUCACCUCUGAGUCUUCUCUCCUGUACAGCAAACUUACAUAACUCCUUCAACUGUUCCUAAUAAGCCUUGGUUUCCAGAUCCUUCUAUCAUUUCUAUCCUUCAUUCAUCAGCCUCCUCUGCAGACGUUCUCACUUGUCAGCAUCCUCUUGAAACUGUGAUGUCCAGAACUGGACACAAUACUCGCCAUGGGGUCUGACCAAGGCAGAAUGGAGUGGAACUAUUGAUUCCCUCUUGUUAAAUAGACUUAUUAGCUUGAAGGGGGUGUACUUUGGAUUGGUGGAAGUGCUUUUCAGUGUGAAUUAAACACCUGAAAGGACCCUUCAAGCUGCAAAGGGGAAAACUUUCUAACACUUCAAGAUCUUCCAAGGCAAGGCAGAAGGGAAAAUGCUUCUGAAGUUAAUGGUUCUUCUCUCAUCAGUUUCUUGCCAUGAGUUCCUAGACUGUAAAGCCACAAGUGGUAGGCACCUACCUGUACAGUAAUCUGUUUUCAUUUUCUUGCUUCUUUCUGGGUGACCCCUUCACGUUGCUGUACUAGUUGGUCUUCGGUCCCACAUUUUGCUACUGGAAGGCAUGAGAUGAGUCAUGGUCAGUGUUAGAAACUGAGAUAUGAAAGCUAGGAGCUAAAUGGCACCUUAAGCCUAGGUUAUGGGCGCAACAACAGAAUGUCAAGGUGCAAUUUUUUUAAUAACAAGAAUACAAAGCUGAAAAUGAAUGAACUGUAGCUAAAACAUUGUGUUCAUUUUUCACAUGGCCUAGUCCUUCCCCUGCCCCACCCCUUUAAUAUUCUUAAGAUGAUCUCUUCUCCAGCCUUCAGAGAGUAGCUGGAAGUGGGGAGGCAGGAAAAGGUCCUCCUUUCCUUCCACUCUGCAGUUUUAAUCUGAAAUCUUAGGGUGCAGUACUGCUCCCAGAGCUCAGAAACUGCUCGCGCUAAUGAAAUUCCCUGUUGCAAAAUGCGCCUGGAACAAUGGGAGUUUUGAACACUGGCCAUGGUCAAAUUGCACCAUUCCUAUGUGCCUGCAUAGCAGAUGGCUUUGGGGUUUUAAUGAAGUCACUGAUACAACCUUCUCUUUCUGUAAAAUGCAUUAUGCAAAUAUUAGCAUCGCCACUAACAUUUUGGUGCCUGGAAAACUGACAGUGAAGAAUUACAUAACUAAAUUUGUGGGUACAUCUGCAGAACAGGUUAAAUUUUAAAUUUGGUGCAUUCAACUCUUUCGUAGGAGGGAGCAUAUUUCUUUUGAAUUGUGUUGCCUAGAUAUUAGGUGGUAAAUGAUUACCAGAUGGUGAGGACAGUGUGUGUAAUGGGGAUCCUCAUUUACUACUCACUUGUCUUACAAGUGUGGUGUUUACGACUUUUCAUCACUACAUUUCAAAGGAAACCCUGGCUAGCCACUUGUCAUAUCAGAGGGUGGACUUACCACCUGCAUCAUGUUGGCUCGUAACUCUGAACUUUUUUCCAGCCUCUGCUAUCACAGAGAUAGCAGCUGCUACCUUUACGUAUCAGGGGUUAUACUUCCCUUUACACAUUGAUGUACCAAUGUACACAAAUUGAUAUGGCAGAGAAGAUUUUAAUAUGUGAACUGGCCCCUAGAGCAGUUGUACUGUACAUAAGAUGUAGAAAACUGCACUUAAACAGAAACAGCUGAGACAGACCUUGUCCUUUCUCUUGUAUAUAUAUUGUCACAGUAAGGUGCUUUUUUAGAGUUGUGAAGAUGAUUUUGUUGUCAUGGCAGUAUUGCCCAUACUGUAUAUACUUGACUGUCCAUUGCCUACAGCAAAUAGCAUGUUAGGUUUGGGUUGUGUUUUUACAAAUUGUUUGCUCAUAGAUAACAGUAGGACAAAAGAAAUAUAUGUACACAUUUCUACUCCAUUUAUGUCCAGUUUUCCCAUUUUAUUCUCCCUACAACCCUAACUUAAGCUGAGAAAGAAACUGGCCCAAAGGCACCCAAAUAGGUUAAUGGGUGAGUUGGGAUUUGAACCCGGAUCUUCCCUAGUUCUAUGCUAAUGGCAGCUGUGUCUGUCCAACCACUUCCAGCUCUUAGAGUGCAAUUUUGUAUGUCUGCUUGGGAAACAAGUCUCAUUGUGUGGUCAAUGGGGUUUAUUUCCAGGUAAGUGGGUAUAGGAUUGCAGCCUUAGAACCUUUUGGUCUUCAGCCUAUGUUCCAAAAGUCAGAUAAAAAACCCUUCGGUCGUGAUGCAUAGAUUAUAGUAAUUGUUUUUACAGAUGGAAUUGAUUUGGAAAACAGCUACUAAGCUGCGGCUGUAGAGAACAUGUUAUUGCACUGAUUUACUAGCUUCCCUGUCGAAUACCAGGGCAAAUCCAGGGUAUCAGCCUAUGUCUUGAAAGUCCUUAAUGGAACUGGCUCUGGUUACAUGUAAGGACAAACUCUCCUGUGUUAGCAUGACCUCCUUGAACAGCUGUGUUAAGUUUAAAACAAUGGAACCAGUGACUUGAUGGGACGCUUGUUUUAAAGGGGGCUUUUGGAGUUGACUGUUCAAAGAAGAGACUGACUCUCUGGAAACUGACCUAAUUGUAGUGGUCUUGCCACUUUCCCUCUUUUUACUCUCUUGCUGUUUUGUGAUCUCUUUCUCGUGCUGGUGUUUUCACAGAGGUGGCAGUGUUAGUGUACUGCUCAUUUGGAAUCAUGGAGCUAAAGAUUCAGUUCCCUUGCCAUACAUCCAAACAACUUUAACUUCCCCCAGAUGUGUUUCAUCGGCCUCUGUUUCUUUAUGGUGCAUGGAGUAGUAGUAGUAGUAAUAAUAAUAAUAAUAAUAAUAAUAAUAAAAAAAAAAAUUUUUAUUUAUAUCCCGCCCUCCCCAGCCGAAGCCGGGCUCAAGGGCGGCUAACAACAAUAAAACAGUACAAAAGUACAGCAUAAACAACACUCUAAAAUCAUUCAUUAUAAAAUUAAUUAAUUAGUUAGCAUGGGAGUGUGUGAUUGUUUUAUAGGCAUCUUCUGCAUGAUUCUUAAGAGCUCUCUUAAUCAGGAAGGCUAAGAGACAAACAUGCUGUGGUUUUAGGUUUACUGAAGUGCAUUGGCCUCAAAGGUAUUUCUGUUCACCUGGAGGUGCUAUCUCCCUCUCCCCCAUCCUCAAUAUUGGGCUUUCUUCCCAUUUAUUACUGACCAUUAGUGAUUGUAUUGUGAUUUGUAUUUUUACUGCUCCCCCCCCUUUGUUAAAAAUGGUGUGUGCUGUGGCCUAGAUUGCCCUGUGUCUUUCAAUCUUUAAAUUGCUACUCUUCUAUUUUCCAUACUAGGCUUUUCACGUGCACAAAAAAUUAUGAUCUCUGCACCAUUUUUCACAUUUCUUGAAAAGAGCCUCUUAUUUAAACCAAUGUUUGACAACUAUAUUUUUGGUGUUUUCUUGCUUUUCAACAUCAUCUCGCUUCUUGACUUGUGUGAUUGUGUUAGUGACACAUUGCAUCUGUCAUCAUGAUAUCAAAGAUGCCCAUAAACAAAAUUCUGCAAAGCUUGUCUCAGAAUUGGUUCUCUUAGAGAAAAUGAACCUGGCAUACAUACUUCAGUUAUUUCCAGACCAGAUGACUGCGCUGUUCUGUAUAUGGGGGCUGUCUUUUGAAAUUCUGACAUACUGAAAAUGUAUUUAAAAUGUUAGUCCAAAAUGUGGUAGCUGGACUCUUGAGUGUUGGCUAAUCAUCGGCAUGUUUAACUCCAAUCUUUUUUCAGCUUGAUUGGUUCCCUUUGUUUUUGGAAAGUCUUUAAAUGGUCUUGAUCUGCCAUGCAGACCUGCCCAGGCUUUAAGAACUUCCUUGGAGUCCUUACCACCAUUUUGGGCUGUUAAAUGAGUGAGCAUAAGAGAUACUGCUGUUUUAGUGAUGGUGCCAGUGCUAUGGCUCACCUUCAGGGGCGAUCUCUCUGGCUCCCUCUUUUGGUCCAUUCAGACACAAAUAGAAACCACUUUUACAUGGCAGUAAUGUACAGUGGUGCCUCGCAAGACGAAAUUAAUCCGUUCCGCAAAUUUUUUCGUCUAGCGAAUUUUUCGUCUUGCGAAGCACGAAAUCCCAUAGGAAUGCAUUGAAAAUCAAUUAAUGCGUUCCUAUGGUCAAAAAAAGUCCAAACAAAGCCAAAUUUGGUACAACAAGAGUUUAUUAAGUGCUCUUUAAAGUCACACAUACUGUAAAGAGCAUUUCAAAAUUCAAACCCAGAAUUUUUUUUAAAAACAGCAGAGUUGCCCAAUGGUCACAGAAAAUCAUAAAAAUGCAGAAAAAAACACACAAGCUUCCAGAUUCUUGCAAACCCCUCCCCAACUGUUCCCCCAGCCACCCAGCACACAGAAAUUCAAAUCCAGAAAUUUUUUUUAAAAGCAGCAGAGUGCCCCAAUGGUCACAGAAAAUCAUAAAAAUGCAGAAAAAAACACACAAGCUUCCAGAUUCUUGCAAACCCCUCCCCAACUGUUCCGCCAGCCACCCAGCACACAGAAAUUCAAAUCCAGAUUUUUUUUUAAAAAACAGCAGAGUGCCCCAAUGGUCACAGAAAAUCAUAAAAAUGCAGGAAAAAAACACACAAGCUUCCAGAUUCUUGUAAACCCCUCCCCAACACCAAGUCCUUGAAUUCCAAACACCCCAACCCAAAAUCCAAAACCCCCCCAAAAAGUUUUAAAAGCUUAACUUACCAAAUGGCUGCAAAAGAAGUUUUGGAAAAGCUUCAAAAAUCACCAAAGUCUUUAAAAACUUCAAAAAGGCUACUAUGUACUCUGCGUUCUAUGAGUUGCUCCUCGAAGUCAAGUCGCUACUGUAUUAACUUUGUUAAGAAAUAUGAAACAAACUUGCUAGACGUUUUUGUCUUGCGAAGCAAGCCCAUAGGGAAAUUCGUCUUGCGAAGCAGCUCAAAAAACGGAAAACCCUUUCGUCUAGCGAGUUUUUUCGUCUUGCGAGGCAUUCGUCUUGCCGGGCACCACUGUAUAAUUCAAUUGCUUUUCAAAAAUUAUUUUUAACAUGAUUACUGCUUUUUCAGAUUACGUUGUUCUAAGUUGCUUUUUCUUCAUUCCCUUUUUGUAACUGUGUUUAUUUUAUUUGCUUAUAAAUAUAUUGUACUUCUCUUCAUCUUAACUGCUGGGUGUUCUAUGGGCAGAAGAACAGAGUAAAAAUUUUUAAUAGCAAGAAUAAUAUUGACAAUCUAAAGGCAUUCUUUUAGUCUUAAGUAAAAUAGAACAUAGGUAUGUUGUUAAGAAUUACGUUUUUUAACUUUUAUCAAUCCCCACCCCAGCUAUAAUUAAACUGGCUUUUAUUUUUCGUAAAAUGACUUGUUUCUUAAUUUCAAACUGUUCACUGUUUUCCUUUCAUGUUCUUCACUCUUGAAUGCCUUCAGGAACCUGAUCUGUGAGCGGUAUCAAGUGUUCUUUCGACAAAUGCUCAAGGGAACCGACACUGUUUUCCGCUCGCUUGUGUAAAAAAGCACAUAACGUUUUACACGAGAAAAAUAGGACCUAUUUGUCCAUUAUAAAAUUAAGAGGGUUAUGAGGAGCAAGUUGUGUAAAAAGUAAGUCCAGUGUCUUAGGAAUAAACUUUUAAUUACAAAACGUUGGGCUCUCUUUAGUGGAUGCCUCAUGUCUGUGACCAUAGUUGGUACUUACUUUGGUGUGGACUGCAAGUGAGAACCAAUCCCUCCCACUGCUACAAUACAGAUUCCCUGAUUAUUAUUUCUGUGUGUGUGUGUAAUAGAAUGGGGUUUGACAUACUUUAGAAUCUAGAUUUUAUUUGCAAUGUGGUACCCCUGCACAUUUAAUUUAUGUGUGUGUUUACCCUACCUGUCACAAAGUGGUCUUAAGGAGUUUACAGUAAAAACAUAAGAAAAUAAGCAAUGACACAAAUAACCAUAAAAGCAGCAAAUAAACCUGUAAACAGAAACCAAUAAAGCCAGAAGUUAUGACCAAAAUAAAAACAACAGAUAAAAGAUAAAUAGCUGUGGCUCCAAUGCCAUUAAGAACCAUUAAAGGUACCUGAGAACAGAACUGCUUGGUGCUUAACAAGUAAUGAGGCUACUUCUCAAAAACAACCUCGUCUAAAACAUGUUGUAGUUGUCAACACUGGAUUCUAAUAGAACAUUGAUAUCUGUAGCCAGAGAAGAGAUGCAGCUGAUAUCCCCAGUGAAACUGAUUAAAAGCAGCAUUUUGUCAUUUUUGCAUCAUCACAAAGGUUUAGCCUCUGCUGUGAUGAAAUAUGAUUCAAAGUAUGGGACAAUUCAAUGUAUGUUUGUGAAGAGAUAUGAAAUUUAGUACUGGUAACUUGCAGCUUACGUGAGGGUUUGCUUUUGAGGGUCUUUGUGUAAACACAAAACCAUGUAAAGCCAGGAACAUCCAGAACCUUCCCUCUGCAUGACCAUCCCUACUUGUCUCGAACAGGCAUUGCCCCCCGCAUCUUGCUUACUAAACUCUGUAAAGGAUGGGCAACCCUCCAUGGCCCUCACAUGACCUUCCCAGAGUCCAGUAAGUGAGGCGGAGGGCUUUAAAAAAUCCCUCCAGAGCAGGUUUUACUGGGACCGGCAGGCUAAUACAAAUAGAGAGCUAGAAAUCACGCUGUGGAAAGAGCUUAUUGAAGCCACUGAGCCUCAAGCGACAGCAAAGGAUGCAGUAGUCCCCUAGUCUGUGUACCCGCUCUUUCAGAGGGUGGUUAACUCCAUCAAAAGGAGGCAGCCUUCCAACACAAGAAGUCCCAACAGUGGAGGAAUGGCAGAUGAAGAUGAUGGACUUUUUGGAGCUAGCUGACCUGACUGGAAGAGACCGCGACCAGAAGGAGGAGGAGUACCAGGAGGAAUGGAUGAAAUUCAAAGACUAUUUAGUUAAAUCUGCUAAGAUAACUUAAUUGGAAAAACUUGCAGAUACCAGAUAGGCCUAGGAUUUAAAUAUGUGAUGUUAGAGAAUAAUAUCUUUAAAGUUAAAAUGAAAAGGAAGAAAGAUGUUAAGUGAUUAAGUUAAUUUUAUGAGAAAAUUGGUUUUGGAAAACUGUUACAAUGAAAUACACUGAAAUUCAGCUAGGGGGAUUUGAGGAAGUCACUUAACAAUGUUAGUAAGAUUGGAUUAAGUACAGUUAAGAUGUUUGUUUGAUUGUUUAAAAAUUCUGGAAAAUCAAUAAAUUUUUUUGAACAAAAACAAAAGGAGGCAGCCUUCCAUCCAUGCGGUCUAGGGAACCACCCACUAACAGUGCCUCAGUCCUGUUUGGAUUAUGCUUCAGUUUGUUGGCUCUCAUCCAGUCCAUUGCCAAAGACAGUAAUGGUCCAGAGAAAGUAAGGCCAUGUGCCAUCAGCAUAUUGCUGACAACUUCAUGUUGAUGUUAAACAGCAUGGGGGAUAAAAUUGAAUCCUUAGGAACCCACAUUGAGAGCACCACAGGGCCGAAGAGCACACCCCAAGCGUCACCCUCUGGAAACGACCAUCCAAGUAGGACCACAAAGCUGUGCCAUCCACCCAUAACUCAGACAGCUGCUCCAGAAGGCUAUCAUGGUCGAUGGUAUUGAAAGACGCUGAGAGGUCAAGGAAAAUGAAGACAUUUCCCCUGUCUGUCUCCUGACAGAGAUCAUCAUACAGGGUGACCAAAGCUGUUAAUUAAAAGACUUCCGUUCUGGAUAAGCUGUCAUUUAAUAGCAAUAACUUAGAUUUCCUCUGUGGUAUACAAUAUGUUUCCUGCAGGAAAAUAAAUUGAAAGCACAUUUAAGUUUGAUGGCCUUGUCGGAUGCCAAGAACUAAUUUACUCAGAAUGCUUAAAUACUUCUCCUUUCCCCCGUUUUCUGCAGAAUCUUUUGUGGGAGAAUGCUUUGUGCUGUGCAAGGAAAUUCAGACAGGUCAUAACAGCACAGGCUGGCAUGAGAACAUACAAAGAGCUCUGCUGGAUCAGACCAAGGGCCUUUUGCAUCCAGAUGCCUAUGGGAAGCCCACAAUUUCUGUUUGUGGAAGAAAAUUAAGAAGGACUUGUGGCACCUAGUAGUACAGUCGGGGAGCUACUGGUGACCCACUGGUACCACCUCACCGCUGCCCAACUUCCUCUUUAACUGCACGGCUGCUUCUGCUUCCUUUAUUUGCAUUUCCGACAUUUCUACCUCCUCUUGCCCCCAGCUCUCUGCAGGGAGAUCCCACUUAGCUGUUCUGCCCAAAACAUAGUAUUAUAGGAUGAAGAAGCUUGGAUCGCUUCUAGUCUAAUGUAAUGGGUGCUUCCAGCAAAUUUGUUCUACACUCUUGCACUCCACAUUGUGUGUGGACUUUCCCACCUACCACCUCCCACCCCCACUGUUGUAUGUUUGUAUGAAAAACACUCAUGUUGGAGAAGCUAUUAACAGCUGCUUCCCAGUAAUAAGUUAUGUUGUACUUGCUGCUUUUUAGUUUGUUAUUGUUUAUUAUUUGCCCCCUUUUUUGAAGUAACCUUUUACUGGAUUUUAUAAACAAGGAUCAUAGGAAUAAUAAACUGUAUAAAUAAAAAGACCAAGUCUUCGAAUGUCAUUUGUACAUCGCAAAAAUAGCAUAAUAAAUUUGCAAUAAUAUCUACAACAUAUGAUUCAUUAUUAGUGGUCAGUGUACAAGUCUUUGGUUUAAAUAAACCAAGUGGAGUGGAUUAAAUAAAAACAGCAAGUGGAAACAGGAUAGAACUGCUUGGCUCUGUUUUGUUUAAAGCUUCCUAUCUUUAUUAUUAUUAUUCACACACUCCUGUGUGUUGUGUUUGUGUGUGUGUGUGUGUGUGUGUGUGUGUGUAUGAAUAUGAAGACUAGAAUUGCCGCUCAUGAGGGUCAUUCUUACCUGAUUAGCAUGUGGCUGAAGAAGAGGCCAGAGAUUUGAUGAGCAAAACCUAUGUUAACUGAUUCAGCCUGUGUGGUCCAGUGUUCUUGUACGCUCUGUAGUGGCAUUGUUGUGAAGCAUUUCCCAUGCUAUAUAGGAGUGUGUGAAUUGCAGGUCCUGGCAUGUUGCUCACCAAUCCCCAACCCGUAUAAAUAAAAGACCACUAAGACUGGUUUGGACCGAAAAAGGUCACAGCUUUAUUGAAUACAGAUGAAAGAGGUUUGGCUUGGGCAUGGGGCAAUCGGAAUACUUCUGGCCUGCCCACCAGAAGUGAUUCGUAGGUCAAUUCAGGUGCGGGUUCCUAAGACUUACAUCAAAUAGAGUGACCGCCCACAGGGACCACUGUCUGGGGGAGUGCCUUCAGCCCGCGUGCCUGGGCACGCGGACAUGUCCACUCCCCCCCCAAAUCCCUUUAAUGGGAUACCCCAGCAUUUGCAGGGGCAGGUGGAGACGACAACCUCCCCUCCAUCCAAAAUAAAGGAUUGCCCCAAUGCCCAACCCAGAUGUGAUGAUUGCUCUGAAGUAGGCAAAACCACCGGGCUGGAGCCAAUUUGCCUGGUGGACAAAUUCGUACCUGGCCCCAUAAAAUGGCAACCACCAUAGCCACAGCAAAGCCCUUGACUAUGAGCUAGGACCCCAGGUGAGGGCUGUUUAAAUAGCCAUGGAGCAGACCGCUUCGUCAGCUCCAAGCCUGCAUUCCCAUUCGCCAAACCAGGAUGCAAGCCAGGAUCCGGCUCCUGAUAGGCGGUGGGGCUUAUGGCUUUGCCACCUAUCAGGAAGGGGCACUGAGGUCAUGAUUCCCUUUUUGGGGUCCCAGUGGAGCCUCAGCCGUUCUGCAGUGCCACCACAUUGAAAGGGUAAGCGGACUUGGGCCAAUGACAGUUCAGUAGCAUGGAACUUGGGCCCUACUAUUAUGAACUGAGAUUAAUAAUUCCUAAAAACUUGAAAGUAACGUUUUGUUUCCUCCAUUUCCCUCUUGAAGCCCAAAUUGUUAAGAAUUGUUUCUGAUUUUUGUCCAUUAGAUCCUUGCCAUUUACUGAGUCCACCAUGUUUCACUGAGGAAGAUAAAUACAGCCUGGAAGCUCUUCGCACAAUUCAUAAACAAAUGGAUGAUGACAAAGAUGGGGGCAUUGAAGUAGAUGAAAGUGACGAGGUACGUGAAGAAAAUAUAUUACUCUGAAUAUCUUCCUUAAAAAUGGAAUUUUGUAUGAAAAGGAGCACAUAAACAAUUAACUUACCACUGUUUUGUUAUACCCCUUGCAGCUAUGGAGUUUAUGCUUUACAUUAGUGGUGUAGCUUUUCUGGAAAAUUUUGAACCAGAAAUUUUGCUGAUACUCUACUAAUGAUCUAAUUUACUUGCAUUAGGAAGCAAAACAAGAUCGUUUGAAACUUCCAUACUCGUCUAAGGUCAUAUUUACAAUUGUCGUCUGUUCAUUGCUACUAAUGAACUUACAAAGAAGAAAAUUUUGCUUACCAUUUAUAGUCAGAUAUAUUGAAAUAGACCAAUUCAGCUGUCUAUGAAACAUAUCAAUCCUUUUGAGAUCUUCCCUGAAGAUAUCCCCCUCCCGCCUCCCCCCUCCCUGAAUUUGCCCCCUCCCCCCUGAGAUCUUCCCUGAAGAUAUCCCCCUCCCGCCUUCCCCCUCCCCGAAUAUGCCCCUCCCCCUGAGAUCUUCCCUGAAGAUAUCCCCCUCCCUCCUUCCCCCCUCCCCCUGUGUCCCCCUCAGACUUUGCCCCCCUCCUUUGCUCCUUCUCCCUUCAGCCCACCCCCAAAUAUGCCCCCUGCCCCCUGAAACCCUUCCCCCCCAAUCACUCCCGGAAAAGAUCCUUCCAUAUGUCCCCUUCUCCCCCCUCUAAGAGACCCUUUUUUGCACCCCUCCCAGCUCCAACCUUACCCCUGAUACCCUUCUACACCCUGGAACACUGGGCUGAGUACGACUAAGCUGCAGUUGUUGGUAAGUAUGACAGCCCAAUGGGUUAUUGUCUGUCCAGGUGCUAAUCUGCAAAAGAACCUGCAGAGCUGCACAGAGGGAGCCUUCUCAAUAUAAUGACAGUUGCUUCCCCAAAGAAGCAGAAACUAUGAGAGAGUAAACAAUCUUUACACAACCAUAGUGAUGUAAAGUAUUAUGCCAAAAUAAGUGCCAAGUUUUAAGACUAAACAGUAAUCUAUAUUUUAGCAGACUAAGUAUUUUGAUUUACUUUGCAAUAAGAAAAUGUUACCGAAUUCUAUUUUUAGUAAACUGUAUGAAGAUUAUUAGUGAAGUAGAGAACAAGGGAAAUAGAAAUGGAAGAGAAUCUUGCUGGAUUUUCUGUGCUUACUUUGACAAAGCACUGCUUUUAAAAAGUUUUGAGUAGGAGUGCCAAGUCUUCAGCUUAUACAGCUGUCCAUAGUGUAUUACUGUCACUGCUUUUCUUACCCUGCUACAGCUGUUUGCUUUUUUCAUAUACAAUUUUGCAUCAUAUCACUUCAUAGGAAACUCUACUAUAUUCAUGAGCCUCUUUAAGGAUCGCUAGUCUAUUAAAAAGUUUUGUUAGCGGGCCAAGAACAUGCUUUCUUUAAAAACACCAAAUUAACGCCUACAAUUUAGUCAUGUUAAAUUUUCAAAAUUUAGCCGUACUUUGAUGAUAACUAUUUGGCAUUAAAAACAAUGCUGUGAAAAGUUUGGCAGUUCAGUUGUAACCAGUAGUGCAGAGAAAAUAACACAUGGACUUUUUAUAGGGAUUUUGAAUGUUAGCAAACAUUUGGGGAGAAUCUUAUGCAUUUUCAAGCGCAAUUGUUACUAUAACUCUGGAAAAGAAUAGCACUGUGCCCGAUGGUGAAGUGGAAAGUCCAGUUGUAACCAGUAGUGCAGAGAAAAUCACACAUGGACUUUUUAUAGGAUAGGGAUUGUGAAUGUUAACAAACAUUCAAGGAGAAUAUCAUGCAUUUUCAAGCACAAUUGCUACUAUAACUGGGGGGAAAAUAGCACUGUGCCCGAUGGGAAAGUGGGAAAUGGUCACAUUCAUUUUAAUGCUGUCAGAAACAAAGUUGCGCAUUUAGGAAUACAGAAUGUAGGGCAGGGUACAGGAAAGCUGCCGAUGGUACGAACUUGACCCUUACUCCUCGGUCUCGAGCAUGUCCUGGCCUCCAGUGUAGCAGUCACUAUGAAAGGCAGUAGAAGGUGUGAAUUUCUCAGCUGCUUCUGCUCCUCUUGAUUUAGGGCAGCUUGUAUAACAAGGUUGGAGGUGUAAGGAAGAGGCGUUUUGAGUCCUCCCCUCUCUCCCAUGCUAUGGACAGACUUUAUGCUAAAGCAGACUAGAAAAAGUGGGGUGAACUUAAAUGCUGUAUGCUUUCAACUCAUGCCACAGAGUAUAAACGACUAUUUUAAGAUACAGUGGUACCUCGUGUGACGUUAACAUAAGAGAGAGUCCUGGAGGUAAAUAGUUAAACAGGUUGCCCAGGCAGGACCUAGGGGGUGGGGUGAAGUCAGUGGGACUAUAAAACCAGUUCUGGGUGGAGUUCGUUGGGAGUUGUUGGUGGGUAGUUGGUUGGUUUUAGCGGGUUGGCUGGUUGGGAAAGGCAGUUGGUAAUAGAGAGACAGUUAGGGCAGUGGGUUCUUGAGUGUGGGGAGGUAGAAGAGAUAGAGAGGAAAAUAAGACUAAGAAAGUAAAGAGCAACCACCUUUGGAAUGCCGUAAAAGUUUGUUUGUGUCUGAAAUAAAAUACACUCUUCUUGAGAAGCUGACUGAGACUGAAGUGAUUUUACAGGGAGGAUCUCGUUGGUGGCAGCGGAUUAGUGGUGUACGGGUCAAUAGUCCGUGAGACAACCGGGGGCUCUGUACGAACGCCACACCUCGGUUUAAGAACAGCCCUGUUUACGAACUAUUCGGUAGUGUUCACAACUGGAAGUAGUGUUCCGGUUAGCGAACUUUACUUUUGUCUAUAAACGGAAGCCGAACGGUGGAAGGGCACUGGCGGCGGGAGGCCUCAUUAGGGAAAGCGCACUUCGGUUUAAGAACAGCUUUGGUUUAAGAACAGACUUCUGGAACGGAUUAAGUUCGUAAACCAAGGUACCACUGUACCAGUUCCUCGAAACUGCAGAAGGGAAGACUGCUCUUACAUUCAUGUCCUGCUUGCUGUGGCCACAGACUAGAUGGGGCAUUGAUCUGUUCCAGCAGGCUCUUCUAACUGGGUUUACUGAGCAUUUGAGCAGCUUUUAUAGGAUAAUAAAAACAAAUCACAAAUGGACAUCCCUUAUGUAUGUGAUUCAGCAUCCCCCCACUUUCCCCAUAGUUGGUAGAAGGUAUUUGGGGAAACAUAUGUCUGAGACUCUGGAAUGCUGUCUCCCAAGAAGAAUCAACAGCCUGACUCUAUAAAGCGGGUUCAUAUACUGUACAGAUUUCAAUCCUGCAUUCAAUGUGUGAAUAUUAAGGAAAAACAGUUAAUGCUUAUUACAAUGAACUUACAUUUAUUGAUCCAAAUUGAGCUUGGAAAUGGCCACAUAGCUAUUGAUUUUUCUGGCAAUAGUGCUCAUGUGACAAUACUACUCCAAUUCAAGACAAUUUUGUGUUAAACCUUUUAUUUAUGAUUUUUAAAAAACCUAACUCUAUGUCAUUACAUAUCAAAUGAAGAGAAUCCAUUGGAAACAUUUAGCAAAACCUACAUAGGAGUGUUGGAAUGUUUUCCUCCAGUCAUACUAAAACAUUGUUUUCAGCUUUCAUAGUGUGUCGUAAUGUUGCUAGAUUUCUCCUACUUUCAUGGAACAUGGGUUGCAGAUUAAAAAAAAUCAAAUUCCAAAGCAGCUUUCUAUCGGUCAUCCAACUAAAACAACUAAAAAGCACAAAUUAAAUUGACAAAGCAGAACCCCAUACAGCAUUGAAAAUAUAUUAGUCAUUCAACCUGGCUAACCCUGCCAAAGAGAUGGGCAGAGCCCAUUCCAUUGAUUUAGCUGAAAGGCUAGCUCUAGUUGGCUUCUCUCUGUGAACUAUUUACAUUUCAUUAUAAGUUUAAGAACUGUUGCCUAAGUUUGUUUUUUUCCUUUCCCUUCUCCAUCUCUCUGCAGAUGGAGAAUGUCUUGAUUUUAAUCUGUGUAUGCCACUUACCGUAUUUUUCCAUGUAUAAGACUAAGGUUUUUUCCUAAAAAGUAAUGUCAGCAAUUAGGGGGUGUCUUAUACAUGGAUACAUGUCCCCCAUUUUCUUAAACCUGAGCCCUCAAAAAUAGGGGGCGUCGUAUACAUAGAGGUGUCUUAUAGAUGGAAAAAUACAGUAAAUUGUGUUUAUUAAUUAUUAACAAUAAAAGCAGAAAAUUGUAAAUAAUUAUUUAAAAUGAAAAGUUUUAGGGUUAUAGCCAAUGCUAGUCCUACUCUGAGUAGACAUAUUGACAAGCCUCUCAUUGGGGGCAAAGAUUCCUGCAUUGCAGGGGGUUGGACUAGAUGACCCUCGUGUUCCCUUGCAACUCUACAACUUGAUGCUUCUAUUAUAUUAAUUAAUUUUAAUGGGCAUGACUAACUUAAGUUCUUUUUUCAUCUACUCUGAGUAGCACUUUGGUGGAUAUAUCACUUAACCUGUCAUCUUAAAAAGACAAUAUUUGUGCCUCACAGAUCUGCUUGGGAAGUUAUUCCACAGACAAGGUCCAACACUGGAAUGGUUGUCUUUUUGAUGGCCACCCUUCUAACCACUAAAGCCUGGCCCACCUGGAGGGAGAAUCCCUGAAGCAGAUCUGAAAAACUGGGUAGGCACAACUACCUCUGUACCAAGCUGUUUAGAGCAUUAAAGCUUCUUCAGUUGUGCCUGGAGUAACAUUGGAAGCCAGUCAUGAGACUGGAAGACAGAUGAGAUAUUUAGGCUGGCACAUUCUAGUUAAUAAUCUAGCUGCUAUGUUCUGAAGCAGCUAGAGGUUUUUGGAUAGUCUCCAAAGGCAACUCCCCCCCACACACUAGUAAUCUAGUGUGAAUAAAUGUAUAAAACAUAUAUCUGUCUAGGAAGUGCCUGGCUAGUAAAUGUGCUUGCGUCACUGGAUUUGAGCAUCUAGUGAAAGUGCUAGAUCGUAUAGGAUCCUGGAGAUACAUUGAGGCUUCCAACAUGCUCUUUAAGGGUGAGUGCAACUCCAUCCAGAACAGGUCAGAUGUCAUGUCCACAGCAUCCUGAUCUAGAUUAAGCCUCAGUUUCUUAGACCAGGGCAUUGUUCAUUCUUGGCACCUGUUCAUAAUUUCCACUGCCUUUCCUUGUUCAGAUGAAAAGGAGAAAUAGCAUACCAAUGAUCCCUUACUCCAAAUAUCAGAAAAAUCUCACCCAGCAGCUCCAUCAACAAUUUUCAGUAGGAUGGGGACUGGACUAGAAGCCUGGGGAACACAUAGCAGUGAACUACUUUUCCUCAGCUCCACUUUCUUGAAUACGCCCACCAGAGUAAACAUGAACAUACUCAUCCCAGAGAGGUGGUCUCGAAAGAAACCUUUCAUACUGAGAAGCAGCUGCAGAUUCACACCCCUGCCCUUAUCCUUUUGCAUGCCACCCACAGAAUGACCAAGGUAGUUUCUGUGCCACAUCUGAGCUGGAAGCCAGAUUGAAAUGGGUCCACGUAAUUGGCAUCAUCUACAAAUGCCUGGAAUUGAACUGCUACCUUCUGGCUGAGUACUGUGGCCCAGAAGGAGAGAAUUGCAACACAGGAGUUGUUGCGGUUGUCUAGAUCCAAACUUCAGGGUUGUAGGCUACAGCUCUUUGAACACCUUGCAUCUGAGGCAAGCAGUGUUACCUGUAGAAAGGGGUUUUGAAAAGAAUUGGUGGUGGUGUGUUGAGGGAUCUAUUUGAUCCACUCAAGUCUGUAGGACGCCUGCUUUCAAAACUAGUCUCCUGGAAGUCCUUGUGCAUUCUUUGGUUCAUUUACCUCCACAGAGUAGGCUCUAAAAUGAACUCUAGUUUGUGUUCAGGCAGUUGUUCUGAGUUUUCCAUUUGCAGUAAAGCCAUCAAUCCAAUUGUUUCAUGGAUAGGAAUGCCAACAAGCGGAAUGAACACUGUCCAGUGGAAAGGGGAAUUUAAAUGUGAUUGUUUCUGCAGACUGAAUCACUUAAGCAUUCUCCUGAUUGACCUGGACCACCUGCCAUAUCCACAGGAAAUUGCAUCAGAGAUGUUAGGAAACCCAUCUGUGUGAACUUGCCUGCUACCCGCUCUGUUAUCCUUCAGGCAGUAGAUGAAAACUGUUUUGUUAUUCUAGGCUUAGAGUGGCAUAAAAUAACUAUGCUGUUAAUGAAUUGUAUAAGCUACUAUUUAGGUUGAUGUGGUUUGGAGCUUGAUUUUUUUUGUACUUGUGCUGUACUUGUGUUAAAGGUAAAGGUAAAGGGACCCCUGACCAUUAGGUCCAGUCGUGACCGACACUGGGGUUGUGGCGCUCAUCUCGCUUUAUUGGCCGAGGGAGCCGGCGUACAGCUUCCGGGUCAUGUGGCCAGCAUGACUAAACCGCUUCUGGCGAAACCAGAACAGCACACAGACGCUGUUUAUCUUCCCGUCGGAGUGGUACCUAUUUAUCUACUUGCAUUUUGACGCGCUUUCGAACUGCUAGGUGGGCAGGAACAGGGACUGAGCAACGGGAGCUCACCCCGUCGUGGGGAUUCGAACCACCGACCUUCUGAUUGGCAAGUCCUAGGCUCUGUGGUUUAACCCACAGCUCCACCUGUGUCCCUUGUGUUAGUCUUAUGUAAAAGCUUCUUGGAGACUGCUGAUUGUAUGGUAGAGUAUGAAUUUUUUUAAAAUUUUUUUUUGAAAAAAUUAAUUCCCUGUGCAUUUUGCCAUUCUUAGAGCCUCCUAAGAAAAGUAGUAGGGCUGCCUUUGGUAUUGCGUUCUAGGACCAUUGGAAAUGUUCCUGGACUUAAAGCCAAAGCAACUUAAUGUGCUAGUGAGAAACUACAUAUCACAAAUACUGAGGAUUUUAAAAUUUAAAAAGUGAGGCUAAGCUUCAUUUGCAGGCUGGUUACAAUUGUGAGGCAUUCUACAUUCAGCUUGAUGUGUUUUAACUGACGAUUGAAAUUAUCUCAUUGUCUCUUGGAAAGCCCAUUUUAAUAAAUGGUUGCUGUUAUUGCUGACUUGCAAGUAGGCUUUUUUUAUGCCUUGGGACUACGAUCCCAAAAGGUGCUUUUCUUUUGCAGCAACUAAAUUGGCUAGAGUAAGAAUUUGUAGAUGUUGGUAUCAAUAUGUCAACAUUCCACUUUAGGAGUGUGAUCCCAAAUAUUUCCAAGCAGCAUUUAACACUUUGGUUUGUAUUUUGAAUUUGGGGGCUUUUGAGGAUACCGUUUCUUUUCUUUUCACAAAGACUACUUGCUAGAACAAGACCAGGCUUGCCAAAUGAAAGUAAGAACAUUUUACGUAAAAGGAAGUGUCCUUGAUGGUUGUUUAUGCUAGAAGUGAUGAGCCUUGUUUUCAGAAAAUCCAACUUCCCCAAUCCUUUUUUUGUGGUUGAAUGACUGUGAGUAUUGUGAAUGUUUGGCUGCAUUCAUUGUGUUUCCUAAUACAGAGCAAAAGCAUUUGGAUAUUUCCCCCACACUUAUUGUGAAAGGCUGCUCAACUUCACAUCGGAGACUAUGUCCACUGGCUCAGUAAUGGAGGUUGUAGUCUAACACAGUCCAAAUUGGUAGCAAAGAUCAGUUUCUUUCCCCAUUACAUCUUUAAAACUAGAGAGCGUCUGAUCUUUGCUACCAGUCUGGGCAUGCAAAAAAAGGGAAGCUAUCUGUAUUUUUCCUUGCUACUCUAAUAUACAUAAGUUUCUAAACUUAUGUCCUUGAGGUUUCUUGGAAAAAAAAUGAUUUUUUUGUCUGGCUCUUCCUAUGAGCAAAGUGAGGUGGUAGAAGGACUCCACCAUUUUAGACUGUGGAUGGAAGAACUAGCUUUUAAACAUUCCCAUUUUUUUUUAAAAAAAGCUCUCUGCAGAUAGUUGUUUUUUUAAAUCACAGGGAGGUUUCAACCUGUUCCUAUUACUAGUUUUCCACUUCCAAAGAGUUGAAUCUUGCUAAAGUACCAAACCAGGUUUGAAAAUGAUAUGAUUUGGAUCUCCAGGAUUUUCUGGUGUAACUUGGGGUUCAAGUUUUUCAGCAUAUUUAAAAACUUGCUUUGUAUUCCUGCCUUAAAAAAUUCAGUUAGGAAAUGAUUAUCCAAUUAUAAUGGCAGCAUGUAUGUUGCUUGUUCAGAAGCUAGAGAUGAACCCCCCCCCCCUAAAUAUUUUGAGCACAUUAGCUGCGCUGCUAAAAUUGAUACAUACUUUGCAAGUCUAUUCUUGUUCUCGUGAGACUUACUGGCAACUUUAGAUUUUAGAAGAAUGCAAGCCUUCAGAGGUUCCAAUAAAAAAUACUAGAGGCAGGAAGAAUAUAAUGUUUCCCAUGCCGAGGUGUGCUGGGUUCCAGUCAACAUGGGGAGGGGGGGAGAGAUGUGUGUACAUGUGACAUUACGUGUGCAGUGUGUGCGCGACAUCAUGUGUGCAGCAUUUGUGACGUCAGACGGUGGGAGGAGGCCCGAUGGAACCCUGCACGCCUUCUGAUGGGCUCAACGGGGCCUGCCGAGGCUGCAGUCAAAGCAGUUUCCCAGGGUGUGGCUGCUGUGAUAUGCUGACAGUUUCUAGGAGCCACAGGUGAGAGUUUAGUGCCGGGUGGGGACCAAAGGUAGACACACUACCCCAGAAGGAGCCUGAUGUGUUCCUCACCAGAGGUACUACCCUCUCCCCUAACACCCAAUACGCUUCUAUAAGGACGCAGGUGGCGCUGUGGUCUAAACUACUGAGCCUCUUGGGCUUGCCAAUCAGAAGGUCGGUGGUUCGAAUCCCCAGGACGGAGUGAGCUCCCGUUGCUCUGUCCCAGCUCCUGCCAACCUAGCAGUUCAAAAGCAUGCCAGUGCAAGUAGAUAAAUAGGUACUGCUGGGGCGGGAAGGUAAACGGCAUUUCCGUGCGCUCUGGUUUCCAUCACAGUGUCCCGUUGCGCCAGAAACAGUUAAGUCAUCCUGGCAACAUGACCCGGAAAGCUGUCUGUGGACAAACAUUGGCUCCCUCGGCCUGAAAGCGAGAUGAGCGCUGCAACCCCAUAGUCUCCUUUGACUGGACUUAACCCUUCAGGGGUCCUUUACCCUUUAUCUUUACCUUACACUUCUAUAUAAGGUUAUAUUCAUUCAUUCUUAGCUGAAAUCAUAUAUGUCUUUUAAAAAUCAGUUCAUUCGAUAGAGUAUAAUGAAUACUAUCCAUAUAUGUAAAUCAAAUAACUCAUAGAGGAUAUUCAUCCAUUUCUUUAAAAUCUAAGAAAUCAAGAUGGUCUGUUUCUUUGCCAAAUCUGGUCACUAAUGUUUCUUUCAAUUUAAGUCAGUCCAAUGUGUUUUAAGUAAGUUCAAAACUCACUCUAAGUAGUCCAAGGUGAUGUAAUUUCGAACUCUAGCUUGUUCAGUCACAGCCAGUGCAUGCCCAAAAUGCUUAUAAAGUCUCUCAAGUUCAUUUAGAUAUGUUUAGUUUAAUUGAUUCGGUUUGAUAGUUCCUGUGUUUAGUGACAAUUUUAUCGGUGUACACUGUACAGUUUUGGCCUGGGAAAACCAGAGGUUAGGUUGCACAGGAGUAAUGCUUGCAAGGAGUAAUGUCAAAUACGUUUCCCAAAUAAGCUGUCAAAUAGUAAUCUUAUUUCUAUCAAGGUCAAGGCUACUUAAAGAGUUAAAUGUCCAUAUCUACAUCACAAUCUCAGUUGGUAAGCUUUACUUAAUGCUUCCGUUUCAACAGAACUGUAAUCCAUUGUUUUAGUUAGUCUCCACAUCCCUGACAGGUUUUAUGUGUUUACUUAAACAGGUUUUAAACUCUCUUCUUUCAUGCAGCCAAAGACCUUUCCUUCAGUGUCUCAAAUGCUGCUGCAGCAGCAGCCUUUCCUUGCAGCCUCUCUGUUUGCCAAAGCGGCUUGCCAAAGGAGCAAGCCCUUCUAAAUGUAUUCCUCUGACAGUGCUGCACCCCAGCAGCUUCCCAUACUUUUAAAGGCAGCCCACUAGAUCCCAGAUCCAGCAUGAAGGAGCCCUAGGGUGAAAUAACAGCUCCUUCUCCCCUGUGCCAGGGAGAGUUGCAUCCUCCUUUCAGAGGCAAAGGAGAACAGCACAGCUUCCACAAGGGGUUGGGGGAUCACUGUUGUUAAUGCAGGGUCAGCCCACAUCCUUCUAAGUUCCUCUCUGGUUUCAGAUUUGUGCUGUCAGUAACUUGCUGUACUGUGCUUGCACACACAUGAUGAUGAUGAUGAUGAUGAUGAUAAUGAUAAUAAUAAGAAGAAUAAAAAUAAAUUAGUUAUACUCAGCCACUCUGGGCGGCUUCCAACAGAAUAUUAAAAUACAAUAGUCUAUUAAACAUUAAAAACUUCCCUAAGCGGGGAAGAUGUCUUCUCUUCAGAUGUCUUUUGAAUGUCAGGUAGUUGUUUUUCUCUUUGACAUCUGGUGGGAGGGCAUUCCACAGGGCGGGUGCCACUACCAAGAAGGCCCUCUGCCUGGUUCCCUGUGUAAUAAACAAAAAUCUGCCCUAAUUCCCUUAUGGGGGACACAAGAACCCUUAUAGAGUCCUUUGUAGGUUCUCUAUUGGUCGGAGAAAAUAACAGAGGCCAACUAGAGAAUAUUGAGAAUUGAGUCCAGUACCAAAGCAAAAAAAGCCCAAUUUAAUGGUUUAUAUAAACAUAAUCUAGCCCAUUGCUGCAUUAUUAUUAUUAUUAAUUGAAUUUAUAUACCGCCCUAUACCCGGAGGUCUCAGGGCGGUUCUCAGAAUAAGAAGCAUUCAUAUGGGAGGCCCUUUUCAUUUUCAGUUUCAAACUCUGACCUGCAUCAGUUGGGUAAUGCAAAUCAGCAUUUAAAAGUAACUUGAAAUACCAAGUUACUGAAGAAGUGUGCAUGCACACGAAAGCUCAUACCAAUAAUAGACUUAGUUGGUCUCUAAGGUGCUACUGGAAGGAAUUUUUUUAUUUUGAAAUACCAAGCAACAAAAAUACUAGGAAAAACUGUAUAAUAAUUUGGUUGAAGCAGCAGUCAUGAUCAAAGGUUGAACCUGUGUGAGACCAUAAAGGUAUGGCCAUAAAGCAGUGAGGAAAGAGUUUGAUUCUAUUACUAUUUUUAAAAACAACAAUUCAAAAGCACUUAAUUCUACAGUGCUAGUGCAAUGCAAGUCGCUCCACAUUUUUCAGGAGCACAGAUGUGGAUAUUCUGCCUGUACUGUAUUGAACUGUACUGAAACCAUUGCGUUCUCUGAAUUACAAUGAGCAUCUAAUGACAAAUGAAGGAUUGAGAAUUGUGAAUGGAAGUAAGGGGAAAUUGGUGAUGAAGUACCAAGUGGAUCUUUUUAAGUACCACCAAUUUGGGGGUUUGUAACCCACGACUGUUAGGGACGCGGGUGGCGCUGUGGGUUAAAGCACAGAGCCUAGCACUUGCAGAUCAUGAAGGUCAGUGGUUCGAAUCCCUGAGACGGGGUGAGCUCCCAUUGCUCGGUCGCUGCUCCUGCCCACCUAGCAGUUCGAAAGCACGUCAAAGUGCAAGUAGAUAAAUAGGUACCGUUCCGGCGGGAAGGUAAACGGCGUUUCCGUGGCUGCUCUGGUUCGCCAGAAGUGGCUUAGUCAUGCUGGCCACAUGACCUGGAAGUUGUCUGCGGACAAACGCCAGCUCCCUCGGCCUAUAGAGCCGGUCACGACUGGACCUAAUGGGGUCCCUUUACCCCCUUUAACCCACCACUUUUAGUGUCUUAGCUGCAAGAACUCUCUGACCUAACUUUCUUUCUUUUCCAGUUUAUCAGAGAAGAUAUGAAAUAUAAAGACGCUUCUAAUAAGCACAACCAUCUACACCGGGAAGACAAACACAUCACCGUUGAAGAUCUGUGGAAACGCUGGAAAACAUCUGAAGGUAAGAUACUGAAAGCUGUACUGGUCCCUUUUCUUCAGUCUUUACUGCUCUUGUUAGUGAACACAACAGACCAUAUUUAAUUACUGUCUUGACCUAGGACUGGAAGCCGUGGGGAGAAGGGACCUGCAGGCAAAGGUCACGAGCUCAGUUGUUGGCCGCUUGUCGUAGCAGGGUAUUCUAGGCAAUUUGGAGUCAGCAGGAGGUUGCAGAAAGGUCUGGUUUUGGAGAGGCAAGCCAGAGCUAACAAGGAGCUGAGUCAAUGUGGUCUGUGGAGCAAUAAAAAACAACAACAGAUAGCAUUUAUAUAGCAGGUUGUAAUGUGUAAAGCUCUUUGGGAAUCCUUACAACAAUUGUGCAAGGUACGACAGUGUUGCUGUUUCUGUAUUGCAGACGAAAGGCUAAGUGAAAUCUUCAUAAUGAGAUCAAAAAUGAUGCUAGAUUUCAGUCUUGGAAUACUUUGGUUCACAGUUCAUUCUAAGUCAUUAUGCUAUAUCAGCUCUCAUCAGCAACUCUGCUCUACUGCUUGAAAGGUGGUGAUGUUAAGAGUUGUGGUUUGUUGUGUGCCUACUUGCAGAAACUUGUUUAAAGAUUUAGCACAUUGUGUAGUACAUUUUGCUGUGUAUUGUUUUUGUUGCUUUGGUUGUUUUUUUUUUUUUGUAAGGAUGGUUUUGCACUAUUUUAUUUAAGUAGGAUUUUGAGUCUUUGAACAUCAGCCCCCUCUUAUGCUUAGUUAAGGAAGUUUUUCUUACAGGCAAUCCUAGUUUUGCACGGGGGUUACAUUCCAGACCCCGUGUAAAGCGUUCUGCUCCUCUCCUGUAUUGCCCCUUUAAUGACAUUUUAGGGUCAUUUACAGGUUCGGUGCUGUGUGUGUGCGUGCGAUUUUGCGUCAAUUGGUCAUUCACUGUAUUGCUGUUUGUUUGUUUAUAUUUUUUAUUAAUAUAUAUAUAAAAAUACAUGCAUUGUCUCUUUUUUCAAGUUGUGUUUUCUAGAGAUCAGUUUCAUUCGUUGUGAAACAUUAGUGUUGCAUGCAAUAUUAGGUUGGGAAGAAAAGCGGAGGAUGGGGGAAUGGUGAGUGGGGUGGGGUACUAAUGCUUCUAUUCUUCUUCUUAGUGUAUGUUUGGGGUUUUGUGUCAGUGUCACGUAUGGGUUCUCUUGCUAUUUGCUUGUUGUAUUUCCUUGGUGGUAAGAGAGGUUGGGGGUGGUCUAGGGAGUGGUUGGCUGUAGUGAGAUUUGUUUAUGUGUGUACAUAUUUGGAUCAGGUUAGCCAGAUUGAUUUGUAGCUGUGAACAGAUUCUUCUUGUUAUCUUGUUGGACUAUGUAUGUGAUAAAGGUGUCUUCUUCUAUUUGUCCCCAUGUCAGUUUCAGUUUAUUGGUUGGUUCUUCUAUUAUGGCUUUUCUGUUGGUCCAUGUUUACUCCUGACAUGUCUCCAAUGUCUGGCUAUGAUGCUUCUGGUUGCUGACAGUAGGUGGGUUAUGAGCUUUUUUGUGAUGUGAGUGGGCAUUAUUAACUUGGAAGAUGUUCAGUAGGGCCAGUUGUGCGGUGACUUCUAAUACUUGCUUAGUUAUUUUGCAUAUUUCUUGUAUGGCUGAUGUCCAGAAGAGUUGGAUUUUGGGACAUUCCCACCACAUGUGGAAAUAUGUGCCGGUGGAAGUGUCACCUCUCCAGCAUUUUGGUGAGGCUCCUGGGUGUAUCAGCGCUAGUUUCCAUUGUAUAAAUGAGUUUCAGGGUGUGUUCUUUUCUUUUAUCUGAGAUGGAUUUAAAGGGAAGUUUAGACCACAUUCUAGUCCAUUGGGUGGCGUUAAUCUCAUAGCCUAUGUCGUCCUCCCAUUGUAUUUUUAUUCCAUUGAGGGGGUUUGUGGGAUUUUGGAGCACUAUUUUGAAUAUUGUGGAUGCUAUCCCCUUGCCGUGUUAGGAGAAGCUUUUCGAAGGUUGUCAGGGGCCUAGUUGCUGCUGAUUUUACUACUGGAUUGUUGAAGAAGGCAUGUAAUUGGUGGUGUGUUAGCCAGGGCAUUUGGGUGUCCCCUAGUUUGUCUUGUAUUUCUUGUGUUGGUGUGGGUUUGUUAUUUUUGUAGAGGUCUGCUAGGUGGUAUAAGACUUUGGCUUUAUCUGGGAGUUUUGUGCUGCAUGGUGGAAUAAUGGGUGGUGAGCCAGGGAAAUUAGUGGAGAUGGAGUUGGAGACAGUUUACCUGCUUCUUCCUUCCAUGCUUUAAGUAUGGUUUGUGUGAACCUGUUUAGUGUGGGGAUUUUCCUUAGGUUGUUUGGGAAGAAUGGGUAUGCUGUGGUGGAGGUAUUUUUGACGAUGUCUCUCUCCAAGUGUGCCCAAUGUUUUGGCUAGUCUUCUAAAAUGUAUGGGAUUAUGUGGUGCACUUGGUUGACAAUGUAGUAUAGUUCUAUGUUGGGAAUUCCCCACCCUCUGACUGAGGAGGGGAGGUGUAGGUAUUUGGGGUUUAUUCUUGGAUUUUUGUGUGAUAAACGAGUGUAAUUCUUUCUGCUAUUUGCAGAGUUGGGUUGGGGGAAUCCAGAUUGAAAGAGUUUUAAAUAGGUUAAUUUUGGGAGGGUGAGCGUUUAGGUCAUAACCAUUUUGGCUUAGAGGGUGAAGUUGGUGUUGUUCCAUUUCCUCAAGUCUUCUACCUGAAAAAACGCAUUUCCUGACUGACUUUGUUUCAUAAACUUUUCUUGUUUAGUAAAACUUUUCUUGCUUGUUUGAAUAUUUUUUUCCUGAGACUAUUCAUUAGGUUUUGUCUCACACAAGUCCCCCACUAGAUAAUCCAUGGUAAAUUGUAGAAAUUAUUGUAAUUGGUGUACCAUGAAUAUGAUGCAUAGUACAUCUCUACCACGUUGUAAACAAACAGUUUUAUUGCUUAUUAUUUUAUUUUAUUUACUUUGGUUUUCUAAAUGAGAUCUUCUUGUUCCUUGAACAUUCCAAAGUCAUUUGCAACCAGAUGGACUUAAUUAACCUCUGGUUUAACUUUCAGGUAUUAAUCUGCAAUCUGGAGCUGUAAACAAGUUCCCCUGGGGUGCUAAAAGCAUGUCAGCCUUCUAUUAUGAAUCUAAUUGGACAGCUAUAUUUGCAUAAAUUCAAUAUUCUAGUUUGCAAAACAGGUCUGCAUUUUGCUUUAGGCCAUGCAAAAAUAGGAUGGUGGAAAAGAAAACAUAAUUUUUAACUCUCUUGCCCUGUAAUGUAUGUUUGUCCUUAAUGGCAACUUAAAUUUGGUAUUUUGUUUUAUUUAAAAUUGUGGCUUGCUUUGCUUUCCCAACCAUUUGGUUAACUGCUGCAGGUUAAGCAAGUUAUUGGCAUGGAAUUAAAUGGAUUUAAGAUGCUUGUGUAAAGGAUGGUGUCAAUAACAUCAACUUCCUUGAGCUUGCUUGAAAGGUAUUUGUGUGUCAGAGUCACAGGCCAUAAAUAGUACUGAUCAUGGCCGAUUAAGCACCAAAGUAAGCCCUACCCAGAAAUACUUCAUCAUGAGGUGUCUGAUUAGGUUAUGCCAAGGCAUCAAUUUAAGAUUCUUUUUUUAAAAAUAAUGAAAUUGUGAGACCAUUCCAUUGCAGAUUGUUCAUAAGAUGAUGAUGAUGAUUAAAAUUUAUAUACUGCCCUAUAUCCGUAGGUCUCAGGACGGUUCACAAGAUAAAAUCAGAAUAUAAAACCACAAAAUACAUAAUCAAAACAAAAACAACCCAUUAACACAUUUUGAAUUUUUAAAAGGACAUAGGAUGUCAGUCAACCAAAGACCUGGUUAAUGAUGCCAGUGCAGUCGGACCAGGAUCGGUGUAAUGUGCUCAGACCGUCUUGCUCCAGUGAGCAACCUGGGCUCUGAAUUCUGCACUAGCUGAAGUUUCCGAACCAUUUCAGAGGCAGCCCUACAUAUAACGCAUUGCAGUAAUCUAACCUUGAGGUUAUUAGAGCAUAGACAACAGUAGUUAGGCUUAUCCUGUCCAGAUAGGGGCAUAGCUGGGCCACCAGCUGAAGUUGAUGGAAGGCGCACUGGGCCACCGAGGUCACCUGAGCCUUGAGUGACACCAAGGAUCCAGGAGUACCCCCAAGCUACGAACCUGCUCCUUCAGAGGAAGUGUAACCCCAUCAAGAGCAGGCGAUCUCCCACCCAUCCGGUCUAGGGAACCACCCACUAAAAGUCUCUCGUCUUAUCUGGAUUGAGUUUCAGUUUGUUGGAUCUCAUCCAGUCCAUUAUUGAGGCAAGACACUGGUCCAGCACUUCCACUGCCUCACCUGCAGAUGUAAAGGAGAAAUAGAGCUGGGUAUCAUCAGCAUCCUGCUGACAACGUACUCCAAACCACCCAGCAGUUUUAUGUAGAUGUUGACCAACAUAGGGGAUAGUAUCAAGCCCUGCGGACCCCAUAUUGAAGGCUUCACGGGGCUGAAAAGCACUCCCCAAACAACGCCCUCUGGGAACAACCAUCCAAGUAGGACUGGAACCACCACAAAGCAGUGCCACCCACUCCUAGUUCAAACAGCCCUCCAGAAGGAUACCAUGGUUGAUGGUAUCGAAAGCUGUCUAUCUUGUUAAAGCAUUUACCGUAUUUUUCGCUCUUUAGGACGCACCAGAUGAUAAGAUGCGCCUAGUUUGGGGGGGAGGAAAACAAGAAAAAAGAUAUUUUGAAUCCCAGAAGCCAGAACAGCAAGAGGGAUCUGGCUUCUGGGAUACCGUGUGGCUGUUCUGGCUUCUGGGAUAACCGCGCCAAGCCUCUUCGGGGCAGCGGGAUGAAGACUUCCCCUGCCUGAAGAGGCUGCACGCGGCUAAGGCAAAAGCCACGGCAGGCCUCCGGCUUCCAGGCAGGCGCGUGGCUGAAGGGGAGCUGCGCAGUUCUUCCUCUCGGCACAGCGCCUCUCCUGCGAAGGAGAGGCGCUGCGCAGAGAGGGAGAACUGCGCAGCGCCCCUUCAAGCGAAGCUGGAGAAGUUCCCACUGGAGCGAGUUCCUGCUGUGCUCCAAAGGCUUCAGGCGGCUAUCCCUGAAGCCUGAAGAGCGAGAGGGGUCGGUGCGCACUGACCCCUCUCGCUCUCCAGGCUUCAGCGAAAGCAAUGCAAAGCCUCCAGAGCGUGGAGGGAGCGCUCCCUCUGAGCUUCGGAGGCUUCGCGUUGCUAUUGCUAAAGCCAAGGAGCCUGCAUUCACUCCAUAGGACGCACACACAUUUCCCCUUAAUUUUUGGAGGGGAAAAGGUGCGUCUUAUAGAGUGAAAAGUACAGUAGCUGUUCUGGUCAUUCUUCUAUAAUUACAGCUGUGUUUUAUGUACUAUAUUUGUGUCCUGUCUUUUGUACAAGAAACAUAAAGGAUAAUAUCCCGGUGCCCAAGGAAAAAAUAAGUUGCCGCAGUGUACAGGUGCCAGGCUGAAAUCUAUUGUUCAAAAGUGUCCCUGAGGAAGAACUUUGUUCAGAAUGUGUUGGGCUCAGUUAAAAAUGAAAAAUUAUUGUGCACCUGGAUGUACCCCUCCUUCCUUUCCCCUGUUGCUGGCACCUUCCUGAUUUUCUUCCCAGCAUUUUAGCAGUGCAAGAACUCUGAGUUAGGCUGAAGGAGACUUGUCGAAUAUCUGCUGAGCUAUGUAGCAGAAUGGUAAUUUGAGGUUGCAGUUUUUUCUACAGACUUUACAAUGAAAGAGGCUGCCUACACACCAUCAAAUGAACUAGAAAUAUAGGGCCAGAUUUAACUAACCCAUUCUAUUGUGUUUUUACACCCCAUUCAUAAAUCUAUAGCUCCUGAUUUUUGACUUCGAAAGCUCCUUGUACUGAAUAAAUACAUUUUUUAUUGUUAGUAUCUGUCAUUUGUAUGUUCUGUUUUAUUCUUUAAUAAAAAUAAAAUAAAACAAUAAAAGGGAACAAAAGAAAUACACAGCAAGAUUCAACUAACCUGUUCUGUUGGUGGAUGCCAGCGCAAGGUCUCUUGCUAGGGCAGGGGUCCUUCCCUCACUCCCCGCCAAGUCCUCUCUGGUGGGUUGGGAGAACAACAAGUGGACAAAAGAGAGGGAAGAUCAGCUGGACAAGCAAAAAUGCUUGAGCUGACAGAACCGUUUUCCUUAGCGGUGAAUUGAGUUCCACCCAUAGCUUUGAUCGCCAUAUCUUGCACUGUGUGUUCAUAAAUUAAUGUCCUUCUCCUUUCUUUAAAACAGGUACAUUUUUUUACAUGUGCUACUAUGUUUCCAUUUAUACAGGUCCAUAUGCAUAAAUCCCUCCCUCUUAAUACCCCAAAUAAUAAAUGGUUCAAAAAUGCUUUUCGCUUGAAAGUACAGUCAUACCUCGGGUUACAGACACUUCGGUUUGCGUGAUUUCGGGUUGCGCACCACGCCGAACCCGGAAGUACCGGAACGGGUUACUUCCGGGUUUUGGCGCAUGUGCAGAAGCGCUAAAUUGUGCAUUGCGCAUGCACAGAAGCACCAAAUUGAAACCUGCGUUCGUGCGCACACACGGCGCUGCGGGUUGUGAAUGCUGUGGGUUGCAAACGUGCUUCCCGCACGGAUCACGUUCGCAACCCGAGCGUCCAUUGUAUUACUGUUGGUGUUUGCAUGUCAGGGCCUUGGGCCAAGGGGCCAAAGGCAACACUCCAACCCUCUAUAUUUGGCUCUCAGGAUUAUCCCCAGGUCACUCUUCCAUGCCCUCCUUGCAUGCAUUUUCCUUGCUGGAAUAUCCUCCUGAAGUGUGAUAAUGCUUCUAUCUUGCGUGGGUGGAAGAGGAAGAGAUGUGUAGAAAUGUCUGGUGUUUUUCAUGGCUGGAAUGUAGCCUAGUGUACAAACAUGAGUCCCAUCUGCCUACUUUUGUCUCUGGCCCCACUCAGAAAGCCGCCCAGUAGGGAUUCUGGCCCUUUUCACUCAGAAAGGUUCCCCACUCCGGUCAUAUAUCUUGAUGCUAACAUAUAAAGCCUGUCAUAAUUCCUGUUGCUGUGUGCACACAUUGGGAAGGGGGGUGGCAUUCAGAGUGAAUACUCUUACUUUCUUGUCCUUGAUCAAAGGCAUAAUGCUCAUCUGUACUACUUUGUAUGUGUUAUAACACAAAAAGCAGGAUAGGAGCAAAGUCCAAAGCAGAACAAAUUCUAGGGUUUCAUCCAGAAGGGAAUGAGGACUAACCACUGAGCCUCUUGGGCUUGCUGUUCGGAAGGUUGGCGGUUCGAAUCCCCGUGACGGACUGACCUCCCAUUGGUUUGUCCCAGCUCCUGCCAACCUAGCAGUUCGAAAGCACACCAGUGCAAGUAGAUAAAUAAGUACCGUUGCAGCGGGAAGGUAAACAGCAUUUCUGUGCGCUCUGGUUUCCGUAACGGUGUCCUGUUGCGCCAGAAGUGGUUUAGUUAUGCUGACCACAUGACUCGGAAAGCUGUCUGUGGACAAACACUGGCUCCCUUGGCCUGAAAGCGAGAUGAGCGCUGCUACCCCAUAGUGGCCUUUGACUGGACUUAACCCUCCAGGGGUCCUUUACCUUUAACAAGUUGUCAGGGUGCCUCAGGUAGUGAGAAAAUGCUCUGCUAUUGAAUGGUUAAUCUGCAUGACUUGGGAGUUAGCCUUCUGGCACAGUAAUUCAUUCAGUUGAAAUUGCAUAUGUGCAAAGAACAGCACUAAUACAGUGGUACCUCAAGUUAAGUACUUAAUUCGUUCUGGAGGUCCGUACUUAACCUGAAACUGUUCUUAACCUGAAGCACCACUUUAGCUAAUGGGGCCUCCUGCUGCUGCCGCGCCGCCGGAGCACGAUUUCUGUUGUCAUCCUGAAGCAAAGUUCUUAACCUGAAGCACUAUUUCUGGGUUAGCAGAGUCUGUAACCUGAAGCGUAUGUAACCCGAGGUACCACUGUAGUGGAGAAACAGACCAACACAAAUGUGGUGUGAGUAACAUGUGACCAUCUUCAAAUAAUGUUUCUAAGGCACCGUGCACAGCAGAUGUUCUUCCAGCAACUGGGAUAAGUCGCAUACCAUCUAGAAAUGUUAUGGUUGCAUUGCACAUUCUUCAUUAUUGGCAGCCACGGGUUUUGAAUAGCUAGACAGUGGAAAUGAAUGCAAGCCAAGCACUACUGGGGAUGCAAUAUGUAACCUCAAAUUCCUUUUCAAAUAAGACAAUGCAGGAGUUCCAGAUCCCCUUUCUUGGAAGCGCAUGCUUGCAAUGUUAAAUUGUUGGUUGAAUGUGAGUUUAGAGUAAAUGUCACUGUUGUUUCAUUAUGUAACAUCUUGGCACCAGUUUGAGCAGAGAUGGACAACUUGGCCCCUUUACUAAUGCUGAAAGGAGAACUGCCCAAGGCAAAUUUAAGUUUCUCUUAAAUUACUGCUAACUGUAAAUAGCUGUUAUUUAUUCAGUAUAGCUAGUAACCGUGAUUGCUUUUCUGCACACAGCUAUUAAAUUGGGGUGGAGAGGUCUUAAGCUUGCCGUUCCUAUUUUGAGUUUCUUUCCUAUUUUGAGUUUCAUGGUAAAUCUGGGGUUCUUGGAAUUGCUUUAGAUGUGGUUUCAGGUAUAAACAGCAAACUUAGAAAAGUGGAGCAAAGUGAUACUAAAGGAAGACAAUGAUACUUAUAAGGUUUUUUUAAAAAUUAAAUUAAAGCCUGCUUCAUGUGAAAUGUAAUUAGCCUAACAUAAAUGUUCUUGUUGCUGAUUAUUAAUAUGUGUUAGAGCCUCUUUCAAAGAAACCAAGUGGCACUCUGGAAAAGAAGGGGGAGAGUGAGGAACUAGGGAGAUUAUAGUAUAUUAGCAGUGCUUUUUUCCUGGGGUACUCAAGGUAGUCAAGUACCAGCAGCUUUCCCCCAAAUGUUAAAAGUGUGAUACUUACUGUAACAACUUCAUGGUGAUUGCGAGCACUGUUUUUUCCCCUUAAAGCAACAGCAAACCACUGUGUAUUAGAGCUUUGAGUGAAUGUAGUAGUCUGUUCAGACCUCUGCUGUGUUGAUGAUAAUGUUUUGAAUAAUAAAACUUUGGUUAUCUGAAUCCCCCUGGUCGGGAGUGUAACUCUCAAACAAUAUGCUUUACACACACAAAUAAGAUACUUUACAUAAGAGGUUACAUUUCUGCUCCUUUUGGCAAGCGUGGCAAAAGCCUGUGAUCACAUUUGGUGCAUGAUCCCCAACCGGCAGAAAUCAUAUUACCAGGAAGGAAGCUUGAAAAAAUGUUAUCUACUUGGUUGCUGAUUAGUGGUAUGUUUGGUGCAAUGCUAGCUUGCAGGGAAGACCUGUCCAAAAUAAUCAAGAUGUGAUAGUGUGCUUCAUUGCUUUGGCACGCUUUAUGCCUAUGGCAAGUAGUGUUUUGCUUUGAAGCUUUAGGUCUUUUAUAGAUUUUUUUAUCUGACUUGUGUUAUGACGAGGCAUUGCCUUUGGUGUCAUUUGGGUAGGCCACACGUUCCAAAUCUUCUCUGGAAGUGUACAGCUUGGGGCUUCCUAUAGGAAGGUGUGUGUGUGUGUGUGUGUGUGUGUGUGUGUGUUCGUUCCCACUGACAACUCUCUAACUUUGGUAAAGCAAGUUCUGGAAAUGAGCCGUAGUGGGAUUAGCAUCUCAACAACACCAACAUGUUAAUCCUUGCAAAAUCUCCCACCAGAUUCCACAGGAAAUUAAUUUUGCGGUGAAUAGAACCUCACUGUUAAGCUAAAUAAUGAGCUCCUGUUUUGUGACAUUUUGUGACUUUCUCUAAGUUGCCUGCCACUACUUAUGCUUUUAAUUCGUAGUGGAUUUUCUUUGAACUCCAUGCACCCUUACUUUCCCCAGAAUUCUAACAGUGAAAGCAACAAGACUUGGAGAUUAUCUAAAUUGGGAGUUGCCAGCCUACAGGAGCUUAAUAAUAAUAAUAAUAAUAAUAAUAAUAAUAAUAAUACAAGAAGAAGAAGUCAGAUUUAAAAGCAGUUCAUGAACUAUGUAUUGCUAAACUGAAGUCUAAAACAAAACCAAGUCACACAGUCUUAGUAAAGUGUCUGGAAGGAAGAGUUUGGAGGCAAGCAAUCAUUAGUCUAGGGGACCAAAGACUGCAGUUAGAUUCUGAACUACCAAAGGCAUUGAACAGGCCAUUCCCUGUAGACCAGAGAUUAUGUUUGAGGAGUACAGUGAGAGGUGAAAUGGAUUUCAAAGGAUGACGAGGGUAUGGUAUAAGCUUUUAAUUUCAUGUGGCACAUUGUAAUGCAUUGGAUUAAGAAGGUCAGGAUCAGCAAGUAGAUUAGGGUUGCUGUGAAAUGGGGGACAGGAAGUGGGCAGGUGUAGAGGACUCCCUGGUCCUGAAUGGAGUAACUGUGCCCCGAAAGACCAUGUGCUCAGCCUGGAAGUUCUUUUGGACUCACAGUUGUCCAUGGAGGUGCAGGUCAAUUCUGUGUCCAGGUUGGCUGUCUAUCAGCUCCAUCUAGUAUGCAGGCUGAGACCCUACCUGCCCACAGACUGUCUCGCCAGAAUGGUGAAUGCUCUGGUUAUCUCCCGCUUGGACUACCGCAACACGUUCUACGUGUGGCUACCUUUGAAGGUGACCCGGAAACUACAACUAAUCCAGAAUGCAGCAGCUACACUGGCGACUGGGAGUGGCCGCUGAGACCAUAUAGCACUGGUCCUGAAAGACCUACAUUGGCUCCCAGUAUGUUUCUGAGCACAAUUCAAAGUGUUGGUGCCAACCUUUAAAGCGCUAAACGACCUUGGCCCAGUAUACCUGAAGGAGCGUCUCCACCCCCAUCGUUCUGCCCAGACACAGAGGUCCAGCUCCGAGGGCCUUCUAGUAGUUCUCUCACUGCGAGAAGUGAGGGUACAAGGAACCAGGCAGAGGGCCUUCUUGGUAGUGGCGCCCGCCCUGUGGAACACCCUCUCACCAGAUGUCAAGGAAAUAAACAACUGUCUGACUUUUAGAAGACAUCUGGAGGCAGCCCUGUUUAGGGAAGUUUUUAAUGUUUGCUUUUUUAUCGCUUUAUUAUUAAUAUUAUUAUUAUUAUUCUGUUGGGAGCCCCCCAGAGUGGCCGGGGAAACCCUAACAUAUGGGCUGGGUAUGUAUGUAUGUAUAGUAGUAGCAAUAACAACAACAACAAUAACAACAUGAGACUGUCUCUGAAUUGUUUCUAGAAGCCUGAGCUGGUCCAGAUGCUUACGAGAAUAUGGCUUGUGGGAGCAUGCUCUACCCAUUUUAGAACAGUUGCAUUGGUUACCAAUAUGUUUCUCAGCACAAUUCAAAGUGUUAAUUAUUGCUUAUAAUGCCCUAAAUUGCUUCAGACUGGGAUACCUGAAGGAAUGCCCCUUCUCUGCAUUGAUGCUUAGCUGGACAGGACAUGUAAGAGUCUUUUCUGUGGCUGCAGCCCAGUUCUGGAAUUCUCCCCUCCAGGAAGUUCAGCUGUGCCUCUCAUCCUUUGUCUUCGCCAGACAGUGUAAACUGAUCUCGUUUAUUAGCCUAGGCAGGGCCGCAGCUAGGGGGUGGUGUGGUGGGCCCCUGCCAGGGGCGCAGCCAAUGCCCCCCCCCCCGCAAAAUCAGCUAAAAAUAUGUCCAUAAACAUAAAUAUUGAUUAUUGCCUCAUAAGAAAGGGUUUUAAAUAGAGGGUGAAUUGAAUGGGGGUUGGGGGUUGGAGGAGAGGUGGAAAGAAGAGUUAAUUUGUCCAUGGCUAGGGGGUGCAAUCUGGACAGUUCUGCCAGGGGUGCAAGAUCACCUAGCUAUGGCUCUGAGCCUAGGUAUUUUUAAGGCUGACUUUGGUUUCCUCUGCCACGCGAACGGUUAUCAUCUGGCGGUUCGUGAAUCAUGAAACAAGAAUGCCCUUCUUUUUGAAAGAAAGAAAAGAAUAGAUUGUGCCGGGUGGGAGCAAGCACUUUGGCAUGUUAAAAGCACUCUUAGUAUUCCAGUGAGAAUGUUACUAGCUUGUUGUGAUGGCAUCAUGCAAUUCCUAAAGCUGUCAGCUGAGGCCAAGGUUACGGUUCCUUCUAUAUUUAAGCGAUUGUGCUUUCUUGUCUGCAAGGUCUUGAACGUAGAGAGCCUUAUCCUAGCCAAGCCACUAGCUUUCACAUUAAUAAGCGUUGCAUGGGAAGAUAAAGAUAAACCCUUUAGCUGGGUGAACACUGGGCAUUUUAAUUGUUUUGUUAUGUAGGCGAUUAGCGGAUGCAAAACGUUGCAGUGUGGAAUGCUUCUGUGCAGGCUUCGUCUGUGGAGCCACCCCGUACCAUUCCCCUUUUCUCUCUCGCCUUACCCACUGAGCAUGCUCAGUCAGUGUUGGGUUUGGCUGGGAAGGUGAAUGGACUUCAAAGUGUUGUCUUCUGAGACUUUGGCGUUCUUAUGAGCCUGCUGGUUGCUCCUCUUUGUUCAUUUUGGAUACACUGAGGUCCAGCGCCAAGGGCCUUCUGGCGGUUCCCUCCCUGCGAGAAGCGAGGUUACAGGGAGCCAGGCAGAGGGCCUUCUCGGUAGUGGCACCCAUCCCUGUGGAACGCCCUCUCACCAGAUGUCAAAGAAACAAACAACUAUCUGACUUUUAGAAGAUACCUGAAGGCAGCUCUGUUUAGGAAUUUUUUUAUGUUUGAUGUUUUAUCGUGUUUUUAAUAUUCUGUUGGCAGCCACCCAGAGUGACUGAGGUAUAAAACUAUUAUUAUUAUUAUUAUUAUUAUUAUUAUUAUUAUUAUUAUUAUAUUUAAGGAGCAGCAUGGUUGAAAUUGAGAUUGAUACCAGUCUAUAUGGUACUGUAUUUUUAAGUUUUAAUUAUCAGUAGUAUUUUAGGAUUUGUAUGUUGCUUUCUUUAAUUUUAUCAUUGCCCAACUAGCAUGCUCUCUGUGUCACCAAAAUAUCAUGGACCCACAUGAUGUUCUACGAAACUCGAGUAGAGAUCUUCCCUUAUGUGGGUAUACAACCUGUUUGCAUCCGCUUUGUUCCACAGUAUGAGUUGAAGAAUAACAGGAUCAAGAACUCUGUGUACACUUCACUGGUCACAAGACCUUUUCUUUUUCAAUCAUGCCAUGGAAUUUUUAAUAAUGAAAUAUUUUUAAGAAUUACUUCUUGAUAAUCUUUCUGUAAUCUUGACUUGGAUGAGCACAUGAUGAAGACGGCGAACCUGCCAAUAACUUGCCAUUGCUUUUUUAUUUGUACGGUUGCUUUAAUUCUUGAUAAUCUAGCCAGUGUAAAAUAGUAUUUGUGUUUGUGUUGUAGUUCACAACUGGACACAGGAGGAGACUCUUCAGUGGCUGGUAGAAUUUGUUGAACUCCCUCAGUAUGAGAAGACUUUCAGAGAAAAUAACGUCAAAGGAACAACAUUGCCAAGGUGAAUUUUUCAGCCUUGCUAAGUUUUGUACCUUUUUGGGUGCUCCUGCAGUGUCGGGCUCUCUGUGCAGAGCAUGCUUAGUGAAAUAUAUUAAACAUUCAGAUUAAACAUUUCUUACAUCUAAAACAUUGUUAGCCUAAGAAAUCUGCCUUUUUGAUGGUACAUUAUUGCACUUAAACUGACAAAGUCAUUCAGUUCUGUAUAGUUUCAUGCUAUAUCGGUUUAAACAAAGACAUUCUGUUAAUGCCAAACUUGAUGUUAGUUUGGUACAUUAAAAUCUACCAUCUCUGGUUUAGUGUUGUACAUGAAAUUUGAUAAACCACACAACAUAGUAUCUAUUUCUCAGUGACUUUGAGUUACUGCACACAAUAGAAUCUGCAUUUUUAGUUGUGUCUCUAACAGUUGCUCUCAGGACAAGGAACAUAAAAUCCCUGCUUUAUUGUGUACAGGAUAGCAGUUAAUGAAGCCGCAUUUAUGAUCUCUCAGUUGAAAAUAAUUGAUCGGAGCCACCGGCAGAAACUACAACUGAAGGCCUUGGAUGUUGUCUUAUUUGGACCUCUCACACGUUAGUAUUAUUUCCUCUCUCUGCCUCCUCCCCACAUACACACCUUUAAACUGCUAGCAGAAAGAAUUGUUCUUUUGAACUGUGAUUUACAUUAAUAUUUAGGCUAGCUAAUUCCUCUGAGGGAUAUGCCCAAUGAUACUAUUGUGGGUAUCCUUCAGCGGGUGUGUUUUGAGUAUAAAAAUAAACCAUGGUUGAUCAGGACAGGAAUAAGCCUAGGUAAGUCUUGGAUUUGUGUGCUAUUUUAUCCUCUAGUGCAGUCAUAAGGAGUUAGGAAGCUUUCACUUCUUGCUUUAGAUGAACCACAAUUUAGCAUUACAUCUAAAUCCUAAACUAUGAGUCAUCUAAUUAUAGCUUGCCGAAACAAACCAGUUUCAUUGCAUGUUUUGAAGCUGCCUUGUUUCAGACAAACUGUAGAUGCAAACCAUCAUUUCACUUACUUGUUUUUAAGAGAAAGGAAAUGGCAAGUGGGCAGUCAAAUUCUGAAUUAGCCUUUUUUGGGGGCGGGGGUGUAAAAAUUAUUAUUUAUUGAAUUUAUAUACUGCCGUAUACCCGGGGGUCUCAGGGCGGUUCACAGAAUAAAAUCAAGAUACAGUGGUGCCCCGCAAGACGAAUGCCUCGCAAGACGGAAAACCCGCUAGACGAAAGGGUUUUCCGUUUUGGAGGUGCUUCGCAAAACGAAUUUCCUAUGGGCUUGCUUCGCAAGACGAAAAUGUCUUGCGAGUUCCUGCGGGGUUUUUUCCCUCCCCCCCCUUUUCCCAAGCCGCUAAGCCGCUUAUCAGCUGAUCCGCUAAGCCACUAAGCCGCUUAACAGCUGAUCGCUAAGCCGCUUAUCAGCUGAUCCGCUAAGCCGCUUAACAGCUGAUCCGCUAAGCCGCUUAACAGCUGAUCCAUUAAGCCACUAAGCCGCUUAUCAGCUGAUCCGCUAAGCCGCUUAACAGCUGAUCCGUUAAGCCACUAAGCCGCUUAUCAGCUGAUCCGCUAAGCCGCUAAUAGCGUUAAUCCGCUAAACCGCUAAUGGGCUUGUUUCGCAAGACGAAAAAACCGCAAGACGAAGAGACUCGCGGAACGGAUUCUUUUCGUCUUGCGAGGCACCACUGUAUAAAACCACAAAAUACCUAAUAAAAACAACACCACCACCACAAUGGUACUCAUACCUUGAUAAAUUGAAAAAUGUCUAGAUCCCACCCAGCCCUUCUUUCUAUGACCCCCCCCUUCUCUAUUGAAUUUAUGGUACAUAUUUUCAUUUUGUAUUUUAGUAUCAACUUUUUAAUUGAAAUUUGACAUUUUAUGGAUGGCAUUUAUUAGAAAGAAUUAAAAAAUCACGAUUGGUGCCAAGGACAUUGGAAGAAUUGCGCUUUGACUUUUCCUCCACCUCAUGCUUGCCACGAGAAGUUAGUGCAGUGCUCUGCUGCUCCUGUUUGUGGCAAUCACACAAUGUUGCUUUUACACACCCACCAUGCCACACCCAACCCAAACCCCGAGAAAAUGAGAGGGAGGGAGAGAGAGAGAGGUUAUCUAAUAACAACAGGCAGCAUUCCCCACUACCGGGGGGGGACGGACCCAAGAUGGCCAGCCGCAUUCCCUCUUACCUCUGAUGCGCACACAGAGCACAUGGGGAGUGGGUGGCACUGUGGUCUAAAAAACUGAGCCUCUUGGGCUUUCUAAUCAGAAGGUCAGCGGUUUGAAUCCCCGCAACAGAGUGAUCUCCCAUUGCUCUGUCCCAGCUCCUGCCAACCUAGCAGUUCGAAAGCACACCUGUGCAAGUAGAUAAAUAGGUACCGCUGCAGCGGGAAGGUAAGCAGCGUUUCCGUGUGCUCUGGUUUCCAUCACGGUGUUCCGUUGCACCAGAAGCAGUUUCGUUCUGCUGGCCACAUGACCUGGAAAGCUGUCUGUGAACAAACGCCGGCUCCCUCAGCCUGAAAGCGAGAUGAGCAACCCUAUAGUGACCUUUGACUGGACUUAAACAUCUAGGGAUCCUGUACCUUUACCUCUUUUUUUUUUUUACACCGAGCACAUGCAUGUAUUCAGAGCACAGAUACAUGCCCAUCUCCCUAUGCAACUCACAAACAUGCACUUCACAGAUAUAAUUCCUUCUCUUUGUCCCACACGCCACAAAUGCACACAUAGCUCCCCCUUCUCUCUCACACACAGGCCGCACAUAGAUCUCUUCCUCUCUGUCCAGAUGUACCUCUCUCCCUAGGAGACCUCACAUGCAUGCCUCCUUUUCUCUCUCAUUCGCACAGACAACGUAUAGAACUCUCCCUCCCACCAAAUAUCACAAAAUACAUCUCUUCCUCUCUCAUACAUAGCCCCUCCUUCAGAAAAAGGCCUUCCCUCGGGCAGAGGAAGCACCUGCCACCAGUUCCACAUCGAGGGCAGACAACAGCAGCCUGAGUGUGUGAGGAUACCACUGCUCCACCCUAACCUUUUUUAAAAAUAAUAAUAAAAAAACCCAGCAUGGAGUGAAAGAGGUACUUGUGGCUGGCUGGCAGGCAGUGGCAGCCUGAGUUUGCAGGAACAUCCCCAGCCACUUCCCCCAUAUCUCCAGCUAGCAUGGGAUGAAGGAGGCACUUGCUCCUUUUAAGAAGGCUGUGGCAGCCACUGCCAAAGCAUAUGAUGAUAACUUCAUUGCUCCUCCCCCCCCUGAACUUUUUUGUUUUUUUAAGUAAGCCCCAGGGCAGGCAAAGGCUAGCAGGCAGCAGUGGCAUCCCAAGCAAAGAUGUUGGUACUCCUUUCUGGAAUGUUUUGUCAGAAAAAAUCACUGGCUGCACCAAAUAACGCUGCACACCAACCUUUUUCUCGGCACCACGUGUUUUCUACUGCUGCUGCAGUUAAUCUUAGGCAUGAUUAGUGAAAACAAGCCAGCUUAAUUUAACUUGGUUUGACCCUUUCAGGAUUACAGCGACUCUUCUUUAAGACACAUGUGCAGACAUGUUGCCAGGAGAGAGAGGGAAAAAAAUUAUGCUGAGCACUAACCAUACUUAAGGUUAACUGCAGCUUGUAAUUUUUUUUUAACUUCGACAAACUGGUCGACCUAAAAUGGAAGUGGAAGUUUCUGAACUCACAGAGCCAUGCUGGAGGGGAGCGUAUGGGCUCAUGGCUUGUUGCAGCUUGUGUAGCACUAAACCCUGGUUUGGCAUUGUAUCCAAAUCAGCCCAAUCUUGUUAGGUGAUCUAUCUCUUUAACUCAUGUACAACUGCAUUUUUCAGGACCGCCUCACAACUGGAUGAAAGAUUUCAUCCUCACCAUUUCUAUAGUGAUCGGCGUCGGCGGCUGCUGGUUUGCAUAUACUCAGAACAAGACUUCGAAAGAGCAUAUGACAAAAAUGAUGAAAGAUUUAGAAAGCCUUCAAACAGCAGAACAGAGUCUGUGCGAUUUGCAAGAGAGGUACGUAAAAAACAGACAAUACUUUAGGGUAUUCAGCGUCCUUAUGACAGCCUUGAAAGGCCAUUUAGUGUGAAAAUAUUGCAGGACUUUGCCUGUUCCAUGUAGUGAAUUCAUGGUUCAGGUGAUGUAUGAAGAGGAGACUACUCAAGUUACAUUUAGCCACUAAGCUACACCAACAUUCCUGUUAAUGUAUGAGUUCUGAUGUUCUUCACAAAUUUGAAUGUCCUUGCCUUAUUAUUGUUAUUUGCUCUAUACCCGGAGGUCUCAGGGCGGUUCGCAGAAAAGAUCACAACAUAUAUAAUCAGAAUAAAAACAACAACCCAAUAACACACACACACACACCCUAUGAAAAGGGCCACAUUUUAAAAAGGGCAUAGGAUGUAAAUCGGAUCAACCAAAGGCCUGGAUAAAAAGGAAUGUUUUUGCCUGGCUCCUAAAGGUGCAUAAUGAAGGCACCAGGCAAACUUCCCUUGGGGAGAUUUUCCACAAAUGGGGAGCCACUGCAGAGAAGGCCUGUCCUCAUGUUGCCACCCUCUGGACCUCUCAAGGAGGAGGCACACAAAGGAGGGCCUCAAAAGAUGAUCUCAGGGUCUGGGAAGGUUCAUAUGGAAAGAGGCGGUCCUUGAGGUAUUGCGGUCCUAAAUCUUAGCAUCGUAACUUGACAGAAAGCAUAUCUAAGUUUGUUGAGAGAGACAGGUAACCCUCUGGUGUUCUUUUCACACAUAUUGAGAGGUUUAGUGACAUGUCGCAUGGUGAUGCCACAGAGUAGCUUAAAUUAUUUGUCCAAUCAAUUGAGGCAUGAACGGAACUGAACAAACACUAUUAACUUGUGGAAAAAAAAUGUCUACUUUGAAGGCUUGAAAAAGCACAGGAGGAAAAUCGGACUGUUGCUGUGGAAAAGCAAAACCUGGAGCGCAAGAUGAUGGAUGAAAUCAGCGAUGCAAAACGGGAAGCCUGUCGGCUGAGAGAGUUGAGGGAAGGAGCUGAAUGUGAACUCAGCAGGCUUAAAUAUGCAGAAGAGGAGCUGGUGCAGGUAUUUGCAAAUAAAAUCUACCAUCUCAGCCCACGCAGAGUUGUACCUUUUCCAGCCACUUAAUGGCACUGUAGCAUUGGAGCAGGGGACACGAUGAAAUCGUAAAUGAGAGAAGCAAACUGAGAUCAAUUCCAGAAAGGUAGUUUAGACAUACAAAGCUGAAACUGGUAGAGAAAUGUAACAAUCAGUAAAAGGAAAUAGUCAGAACUGGAGCCUUUGAGCUGCACACUGUAGGUGCCCAGCUUCAUCAAGUGAUGCUGACACAAAACCCCACACAUACACUAAGUAGAAGAAUUAGAAGCAUUGCCACCCAACCCCACUCCACUCACCAUGUCCUCCUCCUCCUCUUUCCCCCUUUUUUCUUCCACACCAUCAGGAAUAUCCCUCCCCAUAUCAUAUUGCAAGGGGAGUUGAAUUUGCAGCUCUGCAUCUAUACACUUAAAAGUUCCUCUGGUAGCCCUCUUUUUAACUAUACACUUUGGAGUAACAGGGACGCUGGUGGCGCUGUGGGUUAAACCACAAAGCCUAGGACUUCCCAAUCAGAAGGCUGGUGGUUCAAAUCCCCGCGACGGGGUGAGCCCCCGUUGCUCGGUCCCUGCUCCUGCCCAUCUAGCAGUUCGAAAGCACGUCAAAGUGCAAGUAGAUAAAUAGGUACCGCUCCGGCGGGAAGGUAAAUGGCGUUUCUGUGUGCUGCUCUGGUUCGCCAGAAGCGGUUUAGUCAUGCUGGCCACAUGACCCGGAAGCUGUACGCCGGCUCCCUCGGCCAAUAAAGCGAGAUGAGCGCCACAACCCCAGAGUCGGUCACGACUGGACCUAAUGGUCAGGGGUCCCUUUACCUUUGGAGUAACAGCUUGGCUCCACACACAGCUCCCCCACUCUCUCACUCUGUUUCUCUUUCUCUCUUUCACACUAACUGGCACACACACUCACAGACUUUAAUAUUCCACUCCCUAGUUGUAUUAGCAUCCCCGGGGUGUCCCAAGGCUUAACCUGCACUUCCCAGCAAUCCUGAUGCAGCUGAAAUUGUCACCUCAUUGCUGUUCAGCAUUGCAGGAACAGGAAUCUUUUCCCCACGGUGCAGCUGAUGAAUGAGCAGUGUGGAAAGUGGGUGUGUCCCCUGGAGGCUUGGGGGCUACACCCAUGGGUGCCCAAGGGCUGCCUGCAGGCUGCAGAUCACCCACAUGCAGUCUAAAGAAAUAAUAGGGAAAGAAAACUGAAACACCGCAUUUGUUCAAGGACACUGAUAGGGCUUAUCUUCACAAUUUUAUUGAUUUUCCUGUUUUACAUUUUAGAAUAUUCAUUUAAACAACCUUAAAAUAUCAGUGACUUCCCUUCAUCUCUGUCCAUGGUUCAUUUUGCAUCACAUAAAUCCCUGAAUAUUUUAUAUAAACUGAACCAUCUGGUAUUCCAUUAUUGGAGCUAUCAAAACUUAUUUACACUGUUGAAUUUAUCUUAAUGCUGCCCACGUUUUCAAAUAAACACAAUUUUCCUCCGUAUAUUCAAUAAACAUUUUCCAAUCUUCUUUAAACGUUCUCUUAUUCUUUGUGUUAGGUCUGCAAGUUGUGCAUAUUCCAUCAGUUUAAGUUGCCAUUCUUCUUUAGUAUGAUAGGGCUUAUGUUCAAGGGGGUCUUACCCCGAGAAAUUAAUCAUAUGAGUUUUAAUUUAUUCAUCCUGCAAUUAAAGCUAUAUAAAUUUGUAGGGACGCGAGUGGCGCUGUGGGUUAAACCACAGAGCCUAGGACUUGCUGAUCGAAAGGUCGGCGGUUCGAAUCCCCGCGGCGGGGUGAGCUCCCGUCGUUUGGUCCCAGCUCCUGCCCACCUAGCAGUUUGAAAGCACCCCUAAGUGCAAGUAGAUAAAUAGGGACCGCUUUCUAGCGCGAAGGUAAACGGCGUUUCCGUGUGCAGCGCUGGUGCUGGCUCACCAGAUGCAGCUUCGUCACGCUGGCCAUGUGACCCGGAAGUGUCUUCGGACAGCGCCGGCUCCCAGCCUCUUGAGCGAGAUGAGCGUGCAACCCCAGAGUCGGUCACAACUGGCCCUGAUGGGCAGGGGUACCUUUACCUUUACCUUUAAAUUUGUAUAAAUAAAAGCACUAGUCCUGAAAAGAAUAAAGUUUGCCUUUGGUACUAAGAUGAUGCACACACCACAGUAGCCAACACCUUAGAUAAGGCUUUCUCUCUUUUGCAUUAGUAAACAAAUGCCUCUUUAAAUAUGGGGUCCACCACCUAUAAUUUCUGCAUGUAGUGGUGUUUUUAAAUUAAUUACUUUAAUCCUGAGAAAUUCCGAAAUCUUCUAUCUGGAACAUCUUAAAAAAUCUAUUUUAGUUGAUUAAUCAAUCAACCAACCAACCAACCAUAUUAUAUAGUAAUACUCAGUGACUCAGCGUUGAUGCAAAGUGUUAAGGGGCAAAAGCUGUUUUAAAAACAUUUUUACACUUCAGGCUUAGGUGUCUCAAUAUCUUUGCAUAUUUCUUCUGACAACUAGGUCCGCAUGGCCUUAAAAAAGGCCGAGAAGGAGUUUGAACUGAGAAGCAAUUGGUCUGUUCCUGAUGCGCUGCAGAAAUGGCUCCAGCUCACGCACGAAGUGGAAGUGCAGUACUACAACAUUAAGAGACAAAAUGCAGAAAUGCAAUUGGCAAUUGCCAAGGAUGAGGUAUUGUUCAUUUUUGAGCCCUCGCAAUCAAAAGCAGUGUGUACUCUGUUGAUUUCAUCACUGAACUAAUACAAUUCGGGAUGUGGGUUUGCAACUAGAUGUAUGUGUGUGUACCCUUGCCUCCUGCAAGUUUAAGUUUUGAGCAAAAAGGACAGUUACAAUUCUGGGGCAUCACAUUUUUGUCUCAUUUUGUUCCUGCUACUGUAUCGCCGCCCUCCUAAGAGCUGUGCCCCGGGCAGCUGCUCCUGCUACUCUAUUCUAGCCUGCCCACAGUUUUCUGAGUUCAGCUCAGCUUUACAUGUUUUACGUUUUAUAACUUUGUGCUUUGGCUUAAAGUCCAGGAUAGAUACCCUUUGAGGCAGCAAACAUAAGUUACUCAGAUUAACGCAAUAUCUGCAAAUUGUAUUUAAAGGCAGUUCAUAAAGCAUUUUAAUAAAAGAAAUAAAUGAAUGCUAAUCUCACCUUAGAAAGACACUUUUGGCGUGUCUCUGGUUUGGGGGAGUUGCAUAGUUGUGGAGUUACCUGUUGAGAAUACCUUUGACUAUGCCCCUAGCUGUUCUCGCUUACGUAAAGAUGGGAAACCUUAAGGGAGUUUUUGUUCUAUUUUAGAGAUUGUGAUAGGACAGCAUGUCUCUUUGGAUAUGCUAUUCCUAGGUCACUAUCGUUUUCUUCUUCUUUUUCAUCCUCUCCUCCUCCUCCUCCUCCUCCGGUGAUCACUUGUAGCCAAGUAAGAGUGUCUUCCAUAAACACAGUUUUAACAGUGAGUCCAUAAGUGAGUGUGGAGAUCAAUUCUGGAUCCACACAUCCUUCCACAGUGGGGACAUAGGUUUCCGGGUGGGAGUUGAUCAUGGUGAGGGUUUGCCAAGCGUGCCUUCCUCUUAGCAUGUUUCUCCCUUUCGUUCUGAGUUUGAACGUCUUCAAACCUUUGGUAAAGGCUGUUCUCCAGCUGGAGCGCUUGCAGGCCAGUGUUUCCCAGUUGCUGGUGUUUAUACUACAUUUUUUUUUAGAUUUGCCUUGAGAGAGUCACUAUAGUUUGAGUCACUAUAGUUUAACCUCAUAACGUCUCCCAAAUCCUAUCGGUUAAAUAAAAAAGGUAUAUAUUUCUCUUUACCCAUUGCACUGUAUAUGUAAACUUGGCUUCAUAUUUGUUUUUUAAUAAUAGGCAGAAAAGAUUAAGAAAAAGAGAAGUACCGUCUUUGGGACAUUACAUGUUGCACACAGCUCUUCUCUCGAUGAAGUGGACCACAAGAUUCUGGAAGCAAAGUAAGAGAACUGCCUAGUGGGUGAUGCCCCUUGUGCUCAAUGCAUAAACUUGGUUGAUACUGUAGUGCUCAAUAUUUUAAUGUUAAGAUUUUUAUUUUUUUUAAUUGGGAUGCUGGUGGCACUGUGGUCUAAACCAGAGAGCCUCUUGGGCUUGGUGAUCAGAAGAUCUGCAGUUCGAAUCCCUGCGAUGGAGUGAGCUCCCGUUGCCCUGUCCCAGCUCCUGCCAACCUAGCAGUUCAAAAGCACGCCAGUGCAAGUAGAUAAAUAGGUACCGCUGCGGCAGGAAGGUAAACGGCGUUUCCGUGCGCUUCUCUGGUUUCCGCCGCUGUGUCCUGCUGUGCCAGAAGCGGUUUAAUCAUGCUGGCCACAUGACCUUCAAAGCUGUCUAUGGACAAAUGCCGGCUCCCUCGGCCUGAAAGCGAAAUGAGCCCCACAACCCCAUAGUUGCCUUUGACUGGAUUCAACCGUCCAGGGGUCCUUUACCUUUUUUUGACCUUUUAAUGUGGGCUGCAUUUUAAAUUGAAAAUACCAGAUUCUAUAAGGUAACUGUUUGUUUGUUUGUAGCUCCCGAAGAACGAUAGUACUGUAUACAUUAAUAUGGCUGAUCAUAAAUAUCCCCAAAUGCAUAAUUUGGAGAGGAAAAACCCCCAAACAAACGCAAACUUCUGUUGUUUCCUAGGAAAGCACUUUCUGAAUUAACCACUUGCUUGAGAGAGCGACUCUACCGAUGGCAGCAGAUUGAGAAGAUCUGUGGCUUCCAGAUAGCACAUAACUCAGGAUUACCGAGUCUGACUUCAUCACUUUACUCUGAUCAUAGUUGGGUGGUAAUGCCGCGAGUUUCCAUCCCGCCGUAUCCAAUUGCCGGGGGUGUAGAUGACCUUGACGAAGACACUCCUCCUAUCGUUUCUCAGUUUCAUGGUAUGUGACCGUAUAUCUAAGAAGACACUGAAUGCCUGGAGAUACACAGGAGUUUGGCAAAUAACCACAACCAUUAGAAGUAUUGGCAAAAUGAAAUACCAAAUGAAGCAAUGGGUCAGAGGGGUUAGCAAGAUUCAGCAGAACAAAGAUGCUAGGAAAUAUGGAAAAGCAGAAACAUUUGGCAUAUGGAACCCCAGCUGUUUAAUGUGUGGGAAUGUUGAGGAUAGUAGGAGAUGAUAUAUUGAUUAAGUAUUAUCCUUCUUCACUCACGCUAGUGAGCUAGUAGGAGAGCACAUUCCCUUGUACAUAGCAGGAAGCUAGCUGAUGGAUUUGUUAGAACCAUUUGAGUUAAGCAGUCCAGUCUGGCUUGUCCAGAUUGGAUUCUUCCUGUUAAAGAAUGACACAACAGUCUUCUUUUAGAAAGUAAUGAUGUAAGGUUUACUUACAUCCAUUUACAUCCCACAUAAUGGACAGUAUAAGAGCUUUGAAACUGAGAGUGAAUUAUAUUUAUGGGAAUGAAAAAUCCACUGGGAGGGAAUCUUUUGAAAACAAAACAUGUUCUUCCAGGAAGGAAGCAGAGAAGGUGUGCUCUUUUAGUCGAGUCCAGCUCUUCCCAUUUAAAAGGCAGAGGGGAAAUGGGACUCUGGAGGCUUGCUUCCUGGAAAGAGCCGGAAGCUCUCCCUUCCCAGCCGCUAGUUUCCCAAAAAAGGAGAAAAGAACAGCCACAUGCUCAGGGUUUCAAAUUUUAGCACUGUGCUUCUUUGUGCACAGUGUGGGGCUUAAAGAGCUGCUUUCUCUCUCGCAGGCAGCCUCAAAAUGCUGGCUUUGUGGAUGGAGCUUUCUCCUUUCUGCUUUUGUAGGAAAUAAAAGAAAGGGCUCUCAUUUGGAAGUUGCAACAGAAAGCUGCUUGUUGGGCGCUCUUGUUUCUGGGAAGCCUGAAAGGGGAGAGUGUCUCAGAGAUUAAGAGUCUUACUAGGGUUCUGCUGUGCAGAGGAGGGCAUUUUUAAUGCUGUUCCUUUUAAACUUCAUUUUCAGAGCUGAUUGUAGACAUCUUUUCUUCAAAACCUGUAUCACAUUCCCCCCACCAAACUUUUCAUUUCUAUGGCUGGCAAAACAAUUGUUUCCCUCUACUGCCGCCCUAACCUUUUGAGAUUCUGAGGGCUGUUUGAUUUUACUGAUAAAGCCUUUUUAAAAAAACAAAACAAAACAAACCACUCUGCUUCUGAUCUGCAGCAGUUGAAAAUUAUUUUGGUUUGGUUUACAUCUGAUGUAAUUGCUGAUAUUUGCAGAGGGCAACAUCAUCUUUUUCUUUGGCAGUCACUCGUACCCGAGUAAGAUAGUCUUCCAUGAACAUGGUCUUAACAAUCUGUCCAUAAGUGGCUGUGGAGGCCAAUUCUGGAUCCACACGUCCUUCCAUAGUGUGGACAUAGGUUUUUCAGGCAGGAGUUGAUCACUGUGAGGGUUUGCCAAACGUGCCUUCCUCUUAGCUCAUUCCUCCCUUUUGUCCUGAGUUCGUGCUUCUUCAAAGUCCUUGACACCUUUGAUAAAGGCUGUUGUAGCGCUCGCAGGCCAGUGAUUCCCAGUUGUCAGUGUUUAUGCUACAUUUUUUUAGAUUUUUUUUAGAUUUGCCUUGAGAGCAUCUUUAAACCUCGCUAGCUGUCCACUGACACUACACUUAGCAUUCUUAACUUGGGAAUAGAGUGGUUGCUUUGGAAAAUGAGAAUCGGGCAUCUGCACAACAUGACCAGUCCAACAAAGUUGAUGUUGAAGAACCAUUGCUUCGACACUGGUGAUCUUUCUUCUUCCAGUACACUGCCAUUAGUCUUCCCAAGUGAUACGUAAAAAUUUUCGGAGACACCAUUGAUGGAAUCUUUCGAGGAGUUGGAGAUGGUGUUUAUAAGUGGUCUGUGUUUCACAAGUGUACAGGAAAGUUGGUAGUACAAUAGCUUUGUAAGCAAGCAUUUUGGUUUACCUGCGAAUGUCCUGGUCCUCAAGCACUCUCAGCUUCAGUUGGGAGAAAGCUGCACUCACAGAGCAUAGCACAACUGUGAUCAGGUUGAUCCGGGCCUGAACAAUAUCCUGAAGUCCCAUGAUCUAAUCAGCAACACUCUUCAACUGGACAGUCAAUCAAUUUUGAAGUUGUUUUUUGGUUCACAUUUUAACUGUUUUCCACAGCUCCUUUGAUACUGUUUCAGAUAUCAUAGGUAACCUAUGGCUCAUUUCACAGAUACAGUUUUUCUUGGUGGGCGCUCUUGCUAAAGCUUUUAAAAAAUAAACCUUUAAAAUGAAUAGAUGAUGUUCAUAGAAUUCCUCUCCAUCCAUCCCAUUGAUCAUAAUACAUUUAGUGAGAUGUUACAGAUUCCUGUUAAAUAUUUGAGUCAGGUGUUGCUGCCAACAUCAUAAGUUUGUGACUUCCCUUGUGACCUUCUCCAGUAAGACUUCAAAAUGAUAACCGAGCCUUCUGUGAAAUUCCGUCAAGUGGAGGUCAGUUUUACACCUGCCUUGCCCUUGCCAGUCUCUUUUGCUGAUGUAUUUUAAGUAUGGAUUAAUAGGAAGGAAGGAAGGAUAUAUUAUUCAAGAUUAAAAUGAAGUCUAUGGUUGCUGCUGCUUCUACUCAAAAUCAUUUGUGGGCUCGUGCAGAUAGGACUAUUUGCAAAUUCUGCCUGCCUGGAACAGAGUAACGGCUCGGUUGAUAACUUAGAGCAGCUGGUUGAUUUUUCAAUAACAUUGUUUUGUCGUUCUCAGGGUCUGUCGUGAAAACGAGCACCUUAGCAAGGAGCAGUAGCAUGUGUCGCUCCCGGCGAAGCGUCAUGCCGUCGUCUCCGCAGUCGCAACACACAGCACAAACACCGCAUCCUCCCCAUGCCCAAGCUACUUUGCACUCUGCAGAUCCAGACAUCCUUUCUGUGUCCAGCUGCCCCGCUGCUUACCGUACAGAAGAGGAGGAAGAGGCAAUUUACUUCACUGCUGACAAGCAAUGGUAUGGGCACUGGGGACGCUAGCAUGACGGUUUCGGUUAGAGCUAGUUCCAUGAAGUGUCUAUGUGCCCUCGCUGUCCAGACUUGGACACACCAGAAGGAUUUGCAAAGGAUCUUUUCCGUUUAGAUCUGGAAGAUUGCGAUAAGACUGUUAACUCCCCUGUGCCCUCUGUGGUAUGCAAGAUGCAAGGUAUUCAGGGCUUGAAAUGCAGAUUUAAUGUGCCCUUAGAGACUCGUCUGUUACAGCAGGCAGGCGGCUACACUUGGCACGGUCUACAAGGGCAUUCCCGACAUAAAAGCCGCUAACAGAAAUCUGACCUUGAGGUGAUGAAGUCAUGGCUGACAAUGAAGCCAGUGGAGGAGACUGUUCUGAGCACUGUGUUUCUUGUGGUGCCAGGGCCAUCUUCAGCUAGCAGAGUCUCUGUGCAGUGAACUGCUUGAUGCCUUGUUUUGAAGAGAGAUGGGGGGUGAGCAGUUACACAAUUUUAUGAAUCCUGGGGAGGGUCAGAUAAACAAGAACUGAGUUGGCUCUUUUAAAAAAUCAUUUUAGUGCAGAAGGAGUAGAUUGAUUGUUUCCGCAUACCUUGGAAGCCGAACGCCUUGCGAGUCGAAUGUUUCGGUUCCCGAAUGCUGCAAACCUGGAAGUGAGUGUUCCAGUUUGCGGACGCUCUUUGGACCCUGAACAUCUGACACGGGAAAUAACCUAUUUCAUGAUGGGCCUUGCCAUUUGCAGUUUUUGUUUCUGACAAGUAAAGGUUUUGUGUGUGUUUGUGUGUAAACUCAGGAUUUGGAAGAUUUAAUGAAGUAGGUAAUUUGAUUAUUGACAGAGGGAUAUAUAUAUAUAGAGAGAGAGAGAGAGAGAGAGAGAUCCUUAAAUGGAACAGUCUGACACCUUACAAUUGUCUCCUCUUUGCUGCAGGGAAGUACAAGAUACAGUUUCUGAAUGUGACUCCUUAAAUUCUUCUGGAAGGAAACAAUCUCCUCCUUCGAGCCUUGAAAUAUAUCAACCUUUGUCACCUCAGAAAAUAUCACGAGAGGAACUCUCAUUGGAAGAGUCGUCUACUGGAGACUCUUCUUCCCUGACGGCCGAUAUUUCCAGGGGUUCCCCUGACUGUGUUGGCAUGACGGAAACUAAAAGUAUGAUCUUCAGUCCCGCAAACAAGGUGUACAAUGGCAUUCUGGAGAAGUCGUGCAGCAUGAACCAGCUCUCCAGCAGUGCCCCCGUCCCCAAGCCUCGCCACACCUCUUGUUCCUCCACCAGCAGCGAAAGCAAAACGGGUCACGAAACUUCGGCUGUCCCUCGGAUAAGUAGCACCCCACAGGACCUCUGCCAGAACGGAGAGCGAAACAAAAAGGCCUCCAAAAUAAAAAGCCUCUUUAAGAAGAAGUCAAAGUGAGGCUGCCGGAGGAAAAUGCGCAAUCGUGGCAUCGUUAGACUUGUUGUUUUCUUUUUUCUUUUCUUUUUUUUAAAUUAAGAAUGUAGUUUUCUUUGUUUUCUGGGCUUGGAUGCCGCAGCAGGAAAACCUCUUAGGUCAAUUCCUCUUCUGUUUUAAAUGACUUUAUGGUAAAGUUGUGCCAGCUGUCAUUGAAAAUUUUUAAUUUCAAGACAGUUUACAGUCAUUUGUCUAUUUAUUUCUGCUUUUUUUUUAGUUUAUAUAAAAACGCCAUUUUUUUAAAAGAAAAACCCACAACACUUUAACACAAGCUUUAACGGACUAGUAAGCCUGCCUGGGCUUGCCAAAGUUUUUUCUUGUUUACUGAAGCAUCUUCUUAUCUUUCCACAGAAGCUAUGGCAUUUGCAUUACUGGACAUCAGUAACUUUUAAUGAAGUAAAACUACUUAAAUUGCACUACUGUUUUCCUGACUGGAAAGUAUCUUUGCAAGUGAAACUGUUUAGACUUGUAAAAUGAUGGAAGAGAUGGGUUGGUUCAUGGUUAUUUUUUAAAAUUGUUUUUAAUGUAGAAGCUAGCAUUUCUAACAAUUGAUUUCUGGAACUGGAACCUCGUUUCGCCAACAUAAUGCUUCUUUAAAUGCAUUUAUUAACCUAAUGGGUUGGGUCCUGUUGUAAAAAAUCAUGUUUAUCCAGGGCUUUCACUGUGAUUUUACUGCAUUGCACAGGCUGAAUGGUUAAAAAAGAAAAAAAGACUUACUAUAAAAAGAAGAGGCUCCUGAUUCCAUUCUCAAAUGACAAAAUUCAAAACUUGAUUUUGAAGGACUUUUUAAGACAUUCACAACCUUAAAACUGGGAUAGGGACAACUGUGGGCACUUGUUUACAUACUUUGACAGACGACGGAUGUUUGAUUUGUGAAUAUUUGUACUGUGGCAAAGAUAAUAAAUUGAAAAUAUUAUUGUGCAUUGA